Messenger RNA from Pelobates cultripes (western spadefoot toad), 54686 nucleotides. NCBI's taxonomy places the organism in Eukaryota, Metazoa, Chordata, Amphibia, Anura, Pelobatidae. The record is from the annotation of a GenBank genome assembly.
AUGCGACCACACCCUACAUACCGAACCAGGUAUCACACCCCUCACCUACACAGCACGGACGGACGUCACAAGGCGGACCGGACACACCAGGGCAUAAAGCCCGACACCCCAAUAGGCAUAGGACACAACUAUCCCCACUCCAAAGGGGACGUACUACACCCGGCACCGACACAGGCACACCACUUGGUGGGACCUAUAGGCCGAACAACCGGGACACCUGUCCAUUACCCUACACGCCCUCAAAACAACCAACAGCAAGCGCCCACUAAGACGGAGCCAGAGCCCAAACAACAAUAAGACAGCACUGAACCGCACACCUACACACACACCCACACCCAGACCCAGCCCGCCUCCGUUGCCCCUCCGGGCCGCUGCGAGGAUGCAGGCACAAGGACCCAACGGCUUCGCAAGAGAAGACCUAUGUGUAGUCUCCUACAAUGUGCGAGGCCUAAAUGUUAGGGAGAAGAGCACAAGACUGCUAAGGGACCUAAAACACUACAAAGCAACAAUAGCGUUCAUCCAAGAAACGCACUUCCAGGAGGGCAGAGCACCAGCCCUAAAAGACCGCAACUACCCAAUAGGAUACUUCAGCCACAACCAAGAUAGACGCACACUGGGAGUCUGCAUCCUCUUCUCACGACGAGUCCCUUACGAGGAGCAAGCCACCGUCCGAUGCAAACAGGGCAGAUAUAUUUUUACAAAGGGCAAAAUAAUGGACCAAACAUACACGUUCGCCAACAUAUACGCCCCGAAUACGAAACAACACCACUUCCUCCGAAGAGCACUAACCACGCUGAUGAAAUUCGCGGAAGGCACCCUGAUCAUAGGGGGGGACCUCAACCUGGCGAUACACCCGGACCAAGACUCCACCUCGGCACACGGACACAGGUUGAUCAACAGGCACGCCAACACGCUCCGCCUCCUCCACCUCCACCAGCUGGCAGACUGCUGGCGAGCACUACACCCAACUACACGAGAUUAUACUUUUUAUUCUACGACACACUCGACGUAUACAAGACUCGACUAUUUCCUAGUACCUCACCGGGACCUAGCCCUGCUCACCGCGGCAGAAAUCCUGCCAAUGACCUGGUCAGACCACAGCCCAAUCCGCAUACGGAUUAAGUCGCCACUAUACAAACCCAGACAAAUGUCGUGGCGACUGAACGAAUCGAUUCUCUCAGACGUCUCGGUCAUAGACCAAGUCAAUCACCACAUACAGGAUUACUUCACAGACAACGAGACAGAUGACGUCACCCCACUGACAUGCUGGGAAGCACACAAAACGGUCAUCAGAGGCGGAUUCAUCGCGAUAUGCGCGACCCGCAAAAAGAAGGCGACACAGACGAUACAAGCACUCAGUAAGGAAAUCGGGGAACUGGAGGCUAGACACAAACGCACCAUGGAUUUGACGGUAUAUGAGGAACUCACGACUAAACGGAACCAACUCACCGCACACCUGAACCGCGCAAUCCAACGCUCAUACCAACACUACAAACAUAUGAUCCAUGAACACGGGGACAAGUGUGGGAGACUACUAGCGAACCUCCUGAGGCAAGGCCGCAACCAACUGUACAUUCCAAAGAUCAAAGAUGCACACCAACAACUCAGACACCUGCCGGACCAGAUCUCGACAGCGUUCCACGACUACUACCAGGAUCUAUAUUGUCUCCGUGAAACGAAUCAAGAACCUCAGAGGCCACAAAGAGCUGAGGACAUACGCAGAUACCUAGACGCGGCAAAUAUACCAGGAAUAGAGGAGGUAGACCAAGAAGCCUUAGAGACCCCCAUAACACCCGAGGAAUUGGCAUACGCCAUCAAAAAAGCGAAAACGGGCAGGGCUCCAGGCCCAGACGGCCUGCCCCUACAAUACUAUAAAACAUUCGCAACGGACCUACUACCAAAAUUACUGAAAGCCCUGAACUCGAUCCAAGACGGAGCCACACCAACAGCCCAAUUCACCUCGGCGAACAUCACCCUCCUCCCAAAGGAGGACAAAGACAAGACGCUGUGUCCAAGCUAUCGACCGAUAUCCGUACUGAAUACGGACCUCAAACUUCUGGCAAGCAUACUGGCAGCACGUCUGGUGCCACUCCUGCCGACCAUAAUCCAUUCAGAUCAAACAGGUUUUAUCCCAGGAAGGGAGGUGAAGGACAACACAAUCAGAGCCUUAAACCUCAUAGCACAUGCAAGAGGGCAGAAGACCCCAGUUCUGCUCCUGUCCACAGACGCGGAGAAGGCGUUCGACAGGGUGGACUGGGGUCUGAUGUUCGAAACACUCCGCCACCUGGGCAUAGGCCCACACUACAUGACCUGGGUACAGGCGCUCUACACGGACCCAACGGCCCGAAUUCGGAUCAAUGACAGACCCAUUCCAGAUCCACAACGGAACCAGACAGGGCUGCCCGCUUUCACCCAUACUCUUUGCGCUGACGCUGGAACCCUUCCUGAGCAGGAUCCGACAGAACGCAGACGUACGAGGGCUGACAGUCGGAAACACGCACCACAAAACCCUGGCGUACGCAGAUGACAUGCUGUUCGUGGUUACUGACCCGGAAAAAUCGUUACGAGCGAUACAGACGGAAUUCGACAUAUACGGCCGCAUCUCGAACCUCCGAAUCAACUACUCGAAAUCGGAAAUACUGAACAUAAACAUCAGCAACACACUCAAGCAAACAAUUCAGAGACAACAACCCUACCGCUGGUGCGACCGCCGAAUGAAAUACCUAGGGGUCUGGCUCACACCAGAUGCGGGAGACCUCUACACCCAUAACUACCUCCCGAUUCUGCAAAAGGCAAAGGAGGAACUACGUAGAUGGGGUUCCUACUACAUGUCAUGGCUGGGCAGAGUGAACGCGGUGAAAAUGACACUAUUACCGAAGCUACUUUUCAUAUUCCAAACGGUACCGAUAAGAGCCCCACAAACAUUCUUCGCGACACUUAAAGCAGAAGUUCGCACUUUUAUCUGAAAGGGCAAAUCCCCGCGCAUAGCGCAUACCCAACUGAUCCUGCCCAAGCUCAGGGGGGGCCUGGCACUUCCCGAUUUUGAAAAGUACUACCACGCAGCACACAUCGCCAGAAUAAUCUGCUGGUCGGUAGCCAGCGGCGCAAAACCAUGGACACAACUAGAAGCGGACACAACCGGAUGCGAUCUCAGAACCCUACCAUGGAUCCCCAAGACAACAUACGGGAGCAAACAUAUCACCAACCCGUUCGUGGUGGCAACCAUGCAAAUAUGGCACGGACAAGGCACAAAACACUACCUGACAACGGACCCAAGCCCGCUCCUGCCCCUAAAGGGAAACCCAGAUUUCCCAGCCGGGGAAUAUGGCCCCACACCAAGUCCGCCGGGACAGAGAGGGGUACACCGCAUAAAAGAUUUCCUCUGCCACCCGUUCGAAAUCCGACCAUUGGCAGAAAUCUACCCAGGCAGACCACACACAUUUGCCCACAUCCUAGCACGAGCCCAAAUCACCAAAUACGCCAGAUCCAUCCCGCAACGACCGGCAAUCACGAGGGAACCAACACAAUUCGAGAACUUCUGCACACAGGACAAAGAACCACCACGAGCCAUCUCACAAAUAUACACUAUCCUGAUAACAAGCAGAUACCUCCUAGCACCACCGUGCAUCAGAAAAUGGGAAGAAGACUUGGAGGAGCAGAUGACGGAAGCAGAUUGGGAUAAAAGCAUGACCCUGAUACAGAAAACACCGAGCUCGGCACGAACACAAGAAAACUCGUAUAAGAUAUUUACCAGAUGGUACCUGACACCGACAGCUCUUCACGCCAGAAACCCAGAAAUCCCGGAUACAUGCUGGAGGUGUUGGGAGGAGACCGGAACGUUCACGCACAUAUGGUGGACAUGCGCCCGCAUCAGACCAUUCUGGGACAGAAUCCGGUCGAUAAUCCAGGAGGUCACAGAUGAACACCUCCCACACUCCCCAGCCGCCUUCCUACUACACCACACAACUAUGGCGACACCAACAUAUAAGAGAUCGGUUAUCCCCAGACUCCUAAACGCGGCUAAAGUGACUAUCCCUAUUUACUGGAAGCAAACCAUCAACCAUCCAUAACAAAAUGGAUAGAGGAGGUGGAAGCCACAAGGAUAUUCGAGGACAUGAAAGCAGAAACUCCGAACCUCAGAGACCACCACACCAAACGCUGGUUCCACUGGACGAGACUGAAUACGUCAGACUCAUUCAGACAGCACAUAAACGCGCCAUGAAAGUCGACGGGAAGACGAGGAAGAAAGCACUAAGAGAAGCGAAUCAAAGAAGGCGAGAUGCGGCGGACCGGACGGGCACGGGAGGCGGACUACCCCAACCAUCCCACCCUAACCCGCACCCUGACAGCACCACAUUAAGUCACCGACUGACGCUACCUGAGACGAACACUUUAUGCACAGACAGGAUAACAACCAUGAUUCAUACACAUGAACACCCACAAUGACAAAAUCGGGAACAAAGACGGUCAGGACAGUAACAACCGAACCUCCCCCCCUCAUACACGGCAAGCCAAGUACACACGAAGACAAACACUAACCCAAACACAACCACAUAUACCCAAAGAACCUCGCUGUCAAACCAAUAAUCAUACUCCGAACAAAAUCGAUGGGUACUCACUGAAACACGGAUCUCCAGGCAAGCUACAACGCAAUAAGAUAGAGAGACAUACCACAGUUAAAACACACGAACCAUCGCAAUGUACUGGAUUACCCAUAAACGCACCUCAGCACGCUAAACAGAAUACUACACUGACUACAAAGACAAAAGCUACAUGGGGCCAGUCACGCACGGCAAUGAAACACUAAAUCACACAGCGCAAUAGACACGCAGACACGCAAGCAGACAGCAGCCACACGCACCAAAAUAUAGUAAGAUAUGACACACUAUCAGAUAAAAGCCCCACAAAGAGGACGCAAACAGGAAGUCAAUAGACCAAACACCGCCAGCAGAAAAGCGAGAUACAACUAGCACAUGACCAGAGCAACCAGGGACCAGACACGACGGGGCCCGCAGACACAACCUACACAGGAAACACGCGAUAAAAACACCCAGAACAAGACAAGCCCGAGUGAACGCAACACAGGCACACCAUAAGUCAUGCAGACAAACACAGCAAGCAAACAAAUUGAUACCUAUAUACUAUAUCAAGCAGGCAAUAACCAAACCGCCUCUGCGUAGGCGACAAAAAGCACACAAAUGUCUGUAGGGGAAACCAAUACCUCCAUACUCGCACUGUUGUUACCUGCAAAUGCAUUACGAUAAAGGAGAAGAUCAACACACUCAAUAAUACAUGCAGACCCUAACAGACACAACAGAAAGCCGAAAACCCCUAACAGACACAAAACACACAGGGACCUGCCGAGCACAACAUCUACAUGAUGAGGCCCAAACUGACAUAUUUUAUAUUAAUACACGGCUGCCUAAAAACAAAUAUGCUCCUUAUGUUUAAAGUUGGAAAAACUUCUGUAUUUUUGAUUAUGGCCUAAUGACCUCAUCUAACGAGCAAGCAGAUUAACCUGCCUCAGCACAGUCAACAAUUGUGCACCUACUGACCAGUAAACACACAACAGCUAACACAAAACACAUAUCGCCCUAACCGAACUACAAAGGCUACACAGUACAUAAAAGUAUAGAGCACAAAGCAACUGACAGUAAAUAAAUGUUAAUAAUAAUAUAAAAAAAAAAAAAAAAUUUUAAAGGGAAGGAAGAAGGGGAAAAGAAGAGAGGGAAAGAGAAAAGGAAAGGAAAAAGGAAAAGAAAAGAGAAGGAAAACAAGAAUUUUUUUUUGUUUAAAAACAUGUUAAGCUAAACAGGCUAAGAUGGAUCCGCCUCUGCGCAGGCAACCAAAAGUAUAUACUGUGUUGAACCAAUGCUUAAGCCCCUGCGUGGGCAAUCACUUGCUUUAUUACAAAUCAGUUUGACGUAUGAACCUAUGUUAUGCAUACAAUAAAAAUAUUCAAAACAAGCCAAGACAGGACUAAGCCCAAGACUGAGAGCGACCUCGUGUCCCUCUGUUACUAUAUAGAUGUACUAAUACUAACGUCAGCAUAUAACUCUAGCCAUAUAAGGACAAGACCCCCGAAUCCACAUUCCAGAGCUCUCGGACAAAGAAAGCCUUGUGACUUAUUGAUACCAUCUGUUACUUAUGUCAAUCCACACAUCCAUAUAUAAUCAAUAGAAACAUAGAAUAUGCAAUAUUCUACAUUCCCUCUGUUUAUGGUUUGUUUUAAAACCAUAACACAAUGUAAUUAACCUGUCCAUUCAUACAUCACUUGUAUCACAUUCAUUGAGCAUAGAACAAGAUGUAGUCACAAUUUUCUAUUAUAUGAGAGUUCUUAGAAGGUCGAGUUUCUAUCCCUCAUACUGCUUACUUUACUUCAAACUCCCUCUGUUUCAGCUAUGUAUUGAUAUCCAUAUCCAUGUUACAUCAUAACUACUUGAACAUAAUAUAUACAUAUAUAUAACAAUAAUAAAUGAAUACAAUAUUUACAAAUGUUGAUCCAAUAAACAAUGUAAAGCAAUGAGAAAGAUCAACCUGCUCAGGUACUAUCAAGUCUUUGUAGAUAACAAAAUCCAAGAUCGUAACUUUCUAAAUAAUAACUGUGUAUCACUAUCAUACUCCUACAGACACAUAUAGCAUAGUAUUUUCAUUCUCAAUACCUGAUAUUACUUAAGUACUAAUACAUGUAUUACUAUAAUAUCCUGUCCAAUUAUAUUUCCAUGAAUCGUAUGGUUUCUAGCAACCUUAAAAUCUUUAGGUCAUUUGUAUUCAUGAAUUACAUUCCUAUACCAUUAAUACCAUCUAGUGAUGAUUGUAUCAGUACUUUACAAUCAUAUUAUUUAAUUUGUAUAUUCAGUAGGCUCUCACUACCUAAAAUAUACCAAAACUACUUAUAAGUCUCAUUCAAAGGAUGUGUUAUCAACCAUGAAGUUCUAUAAUAAUUCUUCAAAUAAUGUUCAUGGUGUUGACAAUACUUAUUGUUCUAGAAAUUCUCCACCCAGAAAUCUUUCUAUCAUAGAUUUGAUUUUGUUCACAUAAUUAUAAUUUUGACUAAAAUUCCACCUUGUAGUAACAAACUUUUCAUUCAAUAGAAACAUAGUUUACUUUAAAAUAACUUGGAAAGAAUACUUUAAAUUCAUUAGCAUCACUCUCUUCACUAGCAUUGUGAUGACUUAUUAAUGUAAUACAUCUUAAAAGCAGGAUUGUCCUAAUGUUCUGACCAAUCCAUAUUCCUUAGUACACUUCAACUGACUAAAAUAAAAUAAACAAAAAUAAACUUGGGGUCAUACUGCCCAGAAACUCUUAUUCCUAGUCUGUGUCUUACAAACUCAGGGAAAUCUUAACAACGUAUUCAUUGGAUACCAUCAUAUCCAGAAACCUAUUCUCCCUAGUCCAUACCUUUAUAGACUUAGGUCAAAUAUAAUUGUAUACUAUACUCUUUCAAUUCAAUUCCUCUUGGAUCUCUGAACUCUUAUAUCCAAGGCCUUCUUAAUGUAUAUAAUUACUUAAUAUUAAUCAAUAUAAAUUAUCCUUCCUUAGUUUUCUUCCUUUUAUUACCAUUGUUUGUUUUACUUCAACUAUAUAAACAAAUUACUCAUUAUAGUUAAUCUAUGAGAUACUAUUGAACUCAAUCUUUGUGGUAUUAAGUAACCAUGAUCCUUAUUUUAUCAACUUCAUAUUUUAUCUGCCUCUGAUACUUCUCAUUCUAUGUAUAGGUAAUAAUGUAAUAGUUCUCUUCAUAAUACCAUCCAUUAAUAAUUUUACUCCAUGUGUUAUAUCGCUAUAAGUACUCUCUCUUGGUAUUAAUACUCAUAACCGUUAAAUAACUUUUCAUUGUCUGUUUUCUUCUUCAUUAAUAUUUAGGAAUAUAUAUGUAUGUUAGUGUCAAUCUUUUAUUUCUUUGUAAGUCUGUUAAUCUUCUGAAUCGAAUGAACUCUGUAGAAUCUUCCAUCACAGUUUGCCGAUCAGAUGAAAAGUCUCUUUCCAACAGUCGAUGUCCAAUUGUCUAAAGGAAUGCUUUCCUGAUUUAUUGCCACAAGGAUCUGUCACGCUUUACCUACAUUAAAACAAAUAACAUGUGCAGCAUCAAUACAAUGGCUUACAAUGUUUAUAUCUCAUUAUUAUUACACAGUUUAACAUUGAAUCAUAUUGACUACACAAAACAUACUCAUAUCUUCUCAUGAGAUCUACCAUCUAGUGGUCAUUACAUUUAUGCCAUGUGAUGUAUAAUCUUUAAAUUUCCUUUUAUAUUAAAAUCUUUCUGAACAUGUAAAUUCUCAAUUCUCAAACUUUUUAUUACUCAUACCUUAUUAAUCAUACCCCCCUUUAAACUGUUUAAUAAUCUGGAGGUAUAACCUAAUCACAUGUCAGAUGUUACCACAAAAUAUUGUUUUCCACUAUACUUUAGCUAUAGCAGCCAUCUUGUCUUAACUGGCACCAUUUUGUCACAUGAAACAAACUACAAAAACAUAUAUUGUUUCCUACAUCAAAUGUAUUUGUAAAUCUAGGUUUUAUCCUAUCAAAACUUUUUAUUUUUCAAUGUAGUCAAAAUAUAUGUAUGUCCAGGCUUUGCAAAAUAUAGUAAUCCAUUAUCAGUCAUGACAUUAAAAUCUCAUUCUCAUGAAUUAAAUCAAAGAUUUUAAAUCAACCUCAGAAGUAACAACAUUGUUUUUUCCUUCUGUAAAAUGAUUGGAGUUACUGUAUAAUCGCAUACACCCAAUAUAACAAAUUGCAUGUUCCUAACUGCUACAUUAGUGUAUUUCAUUCUGCCAUAUUUGCAAACUUGAUGUAAAUUUUUAUUUCAAUUAAUUAACCUAAUACAUUCUUAUAACACACAUAAAACAAUGAAAAACAGUACAGACUAACAAUUCAUUAUAACAACAAACUAACAUAGAUCUCUAUUCUUGUGUGAUGUCCGUAAUUUUGGAAUCAGCCUGUGUACAUCUGUUGGCAGACAUAUCCAUGCUCAUUCCCUAAAUUGAUCAUAUCUCUUGAAGUUAUUUGAUUCUUAUAACUUUCUGUGUUACACUGCAUUGCUUGUCUGUCUCUUAAUUUCAAUUUAGCUUAAAUUGCUUUUAUUUGUCUGAUUAUCAGUUUACAAGGAAAGGCUUUAAUUGAUUUAUCUCCACAUGCAUUUUCUCUGUCAAAAUUUUCAAUCAACAAAUUUAAUUUCUCAUUUGCUUUUGAUUUGAUAUCUCGGAUAAAAUAUCUGCAAGAUCUUAAAUAAUGUUGUUUAUUGCACCAAAAACAAAUAACUUUAGGAGUUAUAUUCUGCAUUUGAUUUAAGCAAAUUGGGAGUGGCUCAGCUGUCUAUAUCACUCUUUUACACUGAGUCCACGAAGAAGAAGAAGGAGGGGGACGAGGGCUGUAACAUCUGCACUUAUUUCUCUGCCUAAAUCCACAAGUCAUUUUAACCCCUUCAUUCUUGGUUUCCCUCCUUAAGUUAUCCAAGAACAAAGCUACUUCAUUCAAAGUGCUUUUUUCUCUAGCUAACAAUUGCAGUUGGAUCUAGAUCUUGAAUUUUUUUCACAAAUUCAUUAAUUAACUGAUUCUCAGGAAAAUUAGCAACAAGUCUAUAUGCACUUUCAAAUUUUACAAGAAAACUAAAUAUAUCCUCUCCUUUGUGUGGUUUUAGUUUUUCCAACAUUUCAGUGUCUGCAAAAUCAUUCCCUGUUGUUAAUUUUAUUAAUUGUGUUAAUCUGUCUCGCUCAUUCCCAUGGACUAUUUCACCAUCUUCGUCAUUAGGGGUACUAAUGGGUGGAGUCAGUCUACGUGCAAUGUACGUUGGCAGCCAUAUUUUAAACAAUCUGUUCCUUUGUUCGUCAUUUAGGCUAUAUUUGUCUAAAUUAGACUCAAACAUUUCAGCAUUAGUAAAUGCAUCCACUGACGUGUCAUAAACUGGAAUACAUUUCACAAUUUUCAUUAAUUGUUCAUGGAUCUUCAAAUUAAGUUUUGCAGUUCUGUCUUGAAAUUUACAUUUCUGCAAAUUACUCUGUGAGGAUACAUUUUCAGUAUCAGUUGGUUCUGGGAUUAGAUUCUGUGCCUGUAUUUUUCUUGUAUUAACACACACUAGUUUAGCUUCAUUUCUAAACUGGCAAAUAAGAUCAUUUCUUAGUUAAACUCUAUCCUCUAAUUCACAGACUUUUCCUGACAAUGUUCUCUCUGUUACAUUGUUACACUGUUCAUUUAAAUCUGAUUUGUCUUCUGUUAACCCAUUCAAAUCUAUUUCUUUAUCUGCUGAUUCUAAAUUGUCUUGACCUGCAUCUCGUUUACAAAUCAAUGCAUUGUAAGUACAGACUAGUUUCAUAACAUUUCUGAUCUUUUGUUUUUUCUUAUUAACAAACAAUUUCUUGGCAAUUUCACAUUGUGUGUAUAAAGAUUGCCACAAUACAGCAUCUGAAUAGCUGCUAUUACAUGCAAACUGCAAUUUACUUUUCUCUGCAAUAUCAUUUAUGAAUUCCAUGUUACUCACCAGAUCAGUUAUCUCUGUCUAUUUCGUUGCUUCAUCCACACAGCUGCGCAGUUCUUUGCUUGGAUCUGGAAAUUUGCCAAUCUCUGCCACGUGCUUGCUUCUAGAUUUCACGUUGUAUCUUUUGCUUUUUGCCUCAGUUGUAGAAAAUAGUCUUGUACAGUCUUUGUGAUUUGAAAACUUUAUUUUUCUUACAAACCACCGUUCUUCUAUGUUAAUCUAGAUUCUUUUUUUUUUUCUUCACGUUUGUUUUCCCAGUUCCAAAAAAGCUUUGUAACUCGAUUCUUCUCUCUCCCCCCUUGAAGUGGGAACAAAACUUGAAUAGAAGACUGGUUGGCUAGCCAAUGUAAAAAAAUGUAGAUGAGAUUGGGUGUUCAUGUUAAUGUUGACUCUUCUUAAUUUCUUCUUAUCUUCAGUUGAUUGAUAUAUAUACACGUCUUUUGUAUAUAUAAUCUUGGGCCAAAUGCUCGCCACAAUAAUAUAUGUCAAUAUUAUUGAAAAGUAGUAAUACGCAAUCUGACUUACGGUUUCUUCCGGUUUAUUCUUUGUUACGGAUACAUAAUAAAGCAUAAUAAAUGAUGUUACAGGAUUAUAGACAUUCAACAGCAGAUGGUAAUUGCUGGACUUCUGAUGGGAGAGUUACAUCGUUGUACAGAGCCAAGACAGGACUAAGCCCAAGACUGAGAGCGACCUCGUGUCCCUCUGUUACUAUAUAGAUGUACUAAUACUAACGUCAGCAUAUAACUCUAGCCAUAUAAGGACAAGACCCCCGAAUCCACAUUCCAGAGCUCUCGGACAAAGAAAGCCUUGUGACUUAUUGAUACCAUCUGUUACUUAUGUCAAUCCACACAUCCAUAUAUAUAAUCAAUAGAAACAUAGAAUAUGCAAUAUUCUACAGUUCGCCAGUACCAUAUGGGCCGGGUUAAUGACCUGAGACCCCAAGCUGGUGGGAGUAUUAUUACCGGGUUGGGACUGAGAGGAGCCCACAAUUUUGGUUGUGGGAGGCUCUGGUGUCACAACGGGAAAACUACGGGCUUCCAGUCUCUCCAGCCUAUCAUUAUUCUACCCCAUGGAGGACACUAGCGAAGCAAUCAUGGUAUGAAGGUUGGCGUUGCUCGUGUCUUCUCCCGCGUCUGUAUUGUCAGUAUUGGCUUGCAUCAGCCUAAACAGUUCUGCUUUCCUGGCAGUAGCUGGAAAGGGGAUGCUGCGACUACGUAGUUCUGCCAUGAUGCGGGGGAUAGUCCAUGUUCUUAUUGAUGAUGGGCUACAGGUGUCCCCCUUGCGUGUGGGGCUGGCGGUCCUGGCUGGAGUACUGGGGAUUGAAAUAUCAUCUCCGUCGUCUGGAACCUGGGACAUAAUGAAAUAUAUAGGAAUCAUAAGCUUUAGCCUAAGGACGUAUACUGGUAUAUUUGCUAGUGCCAAAGACAUUCGUUAGAUUGGUGACAAGCGAGACCCUACUAGUUGCCAAGUGGCUUGAGAGGCUCUACCUGCAGGGUGUUGGUCUCUCAGGGAAUGUAUUAAUCAACUGGGGAGAGGUUGUGACAAGUGAGGCUUAUGUGACUAUGCAACAAGCGAGGCGGCUAGCUAGGUUGUGGCCCGUGGGGCGUAUUACAUCUUUCAAGGAGGAUGGGUGUUGUACGUCUAUAUCUACGGCAGAGAGUGCCUGGGAAAUUUGCCUAGAUGGCCAUACCCAAUCGUCUAUGGUUGGUUCCCUAUACCUUUACUCUUGAGUGAAGACGCGGGAGCAACAUUACUUUUGAACAAUGUAUGCUUGUGUAACAGAACCCCUGUUCUUGCCUGGACCACAGACUAUAACAUUGUAUAACCCCCUGGAUUUGUUACUUUGUUGCCAGUUUUAUAUUUGAAAACAUACGAAUGGGAAAACGAAUGACACUACUAACCCAUUCGUAUGAACGAACAAACUACCGAACGAGAGACCACCCAGCCCAGUCGUGUGCCGCCAAUUAUCCCCUUGACUCUGUGCCAGACUGCAAACCGCAAGCAUUCUAAGUGGUUCCGUGGGUGGCCAUCGAUUCGUAUGCAUGAACACGUGGCGAUGGCCAUCUUGUUUUGUCGAACGCAUCCAGCGUUGUUUAGUCAUCGAGUGUCGAACUAUUUUCGGACAGUCAAACUCCCGAACACCGCUGAGACUUCCAGGACCACUUAACUUCACCCAGAUUUAUACGAACAAGGCUGCGUUCGGUAAAAGUACUGCACGAACACAGCGGCACACAUAACGGAUUCAUGUGAUUUUUGAAUAUGUGUGUCCCCCAAUUCUGCUUGUUCCAAAUAUGUAAUUUUUAUUAUAGUUUUGAUGUUACAAAAAUGGGAGUAUAUUUUUCACUUGGAGAUAAUUGAGCUGAAAUAACAAUUAACUCAAUUAUCUCCCAAGCAGAGAGGAGGAAUGUACAGUAAUUAAUGGGUGUUUUUAAACUGUAUAACUGUAAAGGAUUGGCUGUUAUGUUUGUGUCUGCAGUGCUCAACAAGGUCCAUGUGGGUGGUAACCUUGUGAGAAAAUGUGUAUAAAAGAAAUGCUUGUGUGGUCAUUAAAACAGUUCUGCUUAACCCUAAAUAUGUAGCCUUGUCUCGUUAUUGAAGGGUACCUGAUUCCAGCUUAAUCACUAGCUCUUUUAAGAGCUCUACUUCUCUCUCUCUACAAGGAUCCAGCGAAUGGGAUAUCGGGAAUACUCUGAAGCACAGCCUCUUGCCGGGAAAAGGACGCCUCCAAUGGCAUACACCCCUCCAGCAACCAGGGUGGUUCUGCCCUGCGGUCGUCAGAGAUCCUGCUAAGAAGGGAGGCCUAAACCAAGAUGAUGGACUACAGAAUAGAGGAUGGGGGAAAGUAUGCGACACUGAAACCUGCAGAAUAUCCCCAUAAUCAAUAGUGUUUAACUCGACUAUGGUCUACCCACUAUGGCGUGUCAACUUGUCCUAGUUUGGACCAUGCAAUCUAUGACCUUUACGAGCCAAGCUUGGAGCCUUGAGUCUGUAGCAGAUGUCAAAAUAAAAUUAUAGUGGUUCUGUAACAUUUUGAACCUUGCGUACAUUUAUGCUACUGCCCACUGAGUUGCAGUAAUACACCUGCAUAAUGAAACGUAUGCUUGUUACAAUAAUGCACGUACCAAUGUUAGAAAUACAACACUCUUGACCUCUAUCUUGGGUCUCUUGAAUCACAAAAGCCAACCUAGAGAUCAAAUUGGCAAAUACUGAAUUAACAUAUUCAGCUGGAUGCCCCCCCUGGGGAAAAUGCCCAUCAGCUAUGACGUAAGAACCUUGUAACUGUCACCUAAUGCAUGUACCAGAUUUGAAAGAAAGAAACACUUCUUGAGCUCUGACUAGGUCUGUGAAACACGAAAGCAGACCUAUGGAUUAAUAUGACAAAAUACUUGUAAAUAGACAACCAAAUGCAACCUGGAAGAAAAACAAACCUUCAUACUGUCCAAAAGCACUAACAGUCUUCACAGAACAUAAAUUAAGAUAUGGCAAUGACAUUCUAACAUACACGGAACAGUGAUAUGAGACUAUGUGUAACAAUGUCGGUGACAGGCCCGGACUGACCAUCGGCCCUGCUGUGUGCCUCCGUGGGCCGGUGGGGAGAUCAAAGAUCUCCCUCACUGCCCACAGGCAGUGUUACAGGCGGCCGCCGGCUGGGGAGGGAGGAGAGAGGACCCGGCAGAGCUCUAACAAGCAGCUCCGCCGGUCCUCUCGUGGGAUUCUGAGCAUUGCAGGUUAGAGUUCACUCUCACCACUGGACCACCAGGGAAGGCAGCAUGGCUCUCCACCCCCCAGGCAUAACGGAUCUCCUACCUCCCCCCCCCUUCCAGGAUAAAGGUAAGAAGGGAGGGGGGGAAAUAAUUUUUUUUUAUUAGUAAAAAAAAUAUAAAUUUAAAUAAAAAAUACAUUCACUCACACACACACAGCACCCCCCAGACACACACAGCACCCCCCAGACACACACACACCCCCAGACACAGCCCCCAGACACAGCACACCCCAGACACACACGGCGCCCCCAGACACACACACACACUGCACCCAGACACACACAGCACCCCCAGACACACACAGAACCCAGACACACACAGCACCCAGACACACAGCACACCUAGACACACACAGCGCACCCCCCAGACACAGCACCCAGACACACACAGCACCCUCACUCACACAAACAGAACACUCCCACACAUAUACAUAUAUAUAUAUAUAUAUAAAAUAACCCUCAUUGAGUUAACAGACAAAGAAAAUUAGAAACCUAGAAUGUGACAGCAGAUAAAAACACCCUCACACACACACACUGCGCCCCUCACACAUAAAAUAAGUCCAAAUAUAUAUAUAUAUAUAUAUAUACACAUACACACACACACACUACAGCACCCCUCACACUGCACCACUACACACAUUACGCUCCAGAUACACACUAGAUCCCUUACCCUAUAUGCACUCUUAAUCCUCUACACACACACACACACACACAGGGUCCUUUACACAGUAGAUCUCCUACACACACACACACUACAUUCCUUGUCAGCAAACACAUACAACAUUCUCUAAACACACCCUCUCUGCAACCCCUACACACACUACGUCACCUAUACACACACACUUCAGCCCGUAUGCACACACUCGCUGCAUCCCCUAUAAAACUAUGCCCCCUAUACACACACUCUCUACAGCCCCUAGCCACACAUAUUACACCACAAACACAAAUUAAAUUGACCUAUUUAUACAAUACCACACCACACUCUACACACACGCAAUCCCACAAGCAGGCUCCAAACAUAUGUACCAUGCACUUUCCUGGCCCUUUUGUCCUCUGGUAUCCCACUUGUGGAGACACCAGAGACAAUUUAAAAGCAAACACAUGUAUGUACGUAGUGGGGAAUCGCGAUGCAGCCUAGAACAAAUCUAGCCCCAUUAAACCCCCCAAUAACGACAGACAACUUAGUAUGGAUGAACAGGCCACAGCAUUUAUUAUAACAUAAAUAAAUUACUGCAUAACACAUCCAUAACUUUUUAUUAAAUCUCUUCUUUCUGUAACGAAAUAAAUAAUCAUAAAUUAACAUAUAAACAUAUUACUCAACACAGUGUUAUGCAGUGACCCAACCGUCCUUGCCAAUAAACAUACAGUGGUUCCUAACCACCACUUCCUCUCACCUCCCCCCUCGUCAUAAAUCAUCUCUUUCCAAUGCCCGCCAUCAGCCGACCUUAUCCACGCUCGAUGGGCACGACACCUCAGGCAACCUAAUGUUAACCGUUUGAAGCAGGGGAGGUUGAGACCUGCAAACAUAAUGAACUUACUCCAUCCUUAAACAUAACCCUUCAAACUUAAUUGGCAAGGACAUACCCCUGCCACCAGACCCGUUGAUUUACCCCUAAAUCAGCGGGGAACCCCACCAAAACCCUCCAUGGCCUGUUCCACCGCCUCCUGUAGGGCGAGAUUAAAAAGGUCGAGCCCGACCUCCGUCAGGUGCACACCAUCCCUUCGAAAAAAUGCAGCCGCCUCACGCUCAAAAACCGUAUGGCGGAUAGGAAUCCCCCGAACCCCCAAAACAAACUGGGAAACCCGCCUGUUAAACUUGCGCCUGCAGCGUUCCACGGCACUCUGGCUCCUAGCGCCACGCUAAUAGUUACGGGCAAUGACUUCUGACCAGAUCAAGCGCACGUUGGGGAAUAGGACUAGAAUGCGGGCUAAGUCCCGCUUCACCACCGAAAUCAAAUCCCAGAUGGGCACUGAACCCAAAUCGUUCCCCCCUAAGUGGAUCACCAGGACACUCGGUACCCCUAGUAGGUGAGAAAGCUGCACCAACUCAGGGAGGAGCCGAACCCACCGCAUACCCCUCGCACCGAACCAUCGAACCUCUGCUACGGAAGGCGUGAAACCCAACCGCUCGCCUCCAGGCCGCACCGACGCACGCUGCCUAGCCCAGUAAACAUAAGAGUGCCCGAUGAUCCAAAUCCUGGGGGGAACCGAAACUAUGGAAAGAAAUUACGACAGUAAACCCUCCGGCCGAACAUAGGAAACAGAACGUCUUGAUUCCCACCUACCAAUCCUCUAAACCACCUGCACAGGCAUGCCAAGCCUAGAGGCCUCAGUAGCCGCCCCAAUACGGAACGAGUGGCCCCCGAACUCCUUGCCAACCAAACCCAUGGCCUCCAGCCCCAAACGAAACACUCGAAUAAACUGAAAAUGCGACAGGAAACUCCCAUCCCUAUGUACCAGGAGAGGCAGUGCAGUAGCAGGCCGCAAGGCGCAAUAUUCCCCAAAGGACCACACAGGACAAAUGCCAGAACCAGGCACGGCCCCCAACUGGACCCACUUACCCCUACCCAAAACAUCCGUCUUAGAGUGGCGGAUCCUGAACGAGAUCCCAUCCGCGGUGCACGUAACGUCCUCAAACAGCACACCCCCUACCUGCUGCCGAUUGGGGCACACCAGCUCCCCAAUCCGCAUGGCACCAAAGAAUGCCAGGGAAAAGGCCAGGCGAAAAAGCCGAACCUCGAAAUCCGAAUGGCAAACCCCAUGCAGCGCCUCACACAACGAGGUUAAGAGCGUGCCCGAGACAGGAUGCCUUGAAUCCCGUGUAGACACCCUACCUCGCCUCAAACCCUUCAGCACCUGGCGUACAAGAAACGCCUUGGUAGCGUCCUCCCAACCCUGCAGCUUAAACAGGAAGCUAAGCCCCGCUAGGCGCGCCGAAAUGGCCGAGGGAGACAGCCCAAUGGCCUCCCACUCCCCCAAGAGAAGCACCAGACCCUGCAGACGAGUGACCGAAUCCUGGAAGCCCCCUUUGGACCUCUCCCACCCGUCCCAUUCCCUCCAAACCUUGUUAUAGCGGUCCCAUGUGGCAGCAGCAACCGACCUACGGACCAAUUCCAUUAAUCUGUCAGGCCCAAUGACCACAUCUCUGUCGGACACGGGACACCCUCCAAUUCGGCUUGCGGGGCCACUGCCCGAAACACGUCCCACUGUGAACGAGAGAGAGCAUCGGCCAUCACAUUACGAACACCCGGUAUGUGUACAGCCCUACAAUACACAUUCAGCUCCAGACAGCGCAAAACUAGGCACCGCAGCAAGCGAACCACGGGGGGGAGGAAGCCGACUGUUGGUUAAUGGCCUGAACCACCCCCAAGUUAUCGCAAUGGAAAACCACCCGCCUGUCCCCCAGCAAGGAACCCCAUACCUCCAACGCUACCAGAAUAGGAAAGAGCUCCAGAAACGCCAAGUUCCGAGUGAGCCCCGCUGUGUGCCAGGACUCGGGCCACGAGUCAGCGCACCAUUUGGAGCCCAGGACGGCCCCAAAACCGGCUGAGCCAGCCGCAUCUGUAAACAGAUGUAGGUCCGCAUUAGAAACCUCCGGGGCCUGCCAGUACGACCUCCCAUUAUAUGAGGCCAAAAAGGAAUCCCAGACAGCCAAAUCAGCCCGCAAGGGGCGCGUUAGCCGGAUAAAGUGCUGCGGGCGAACGACCCCAGAUGUCGCCGCCGCCAAGCGCCUGUUAAAGAUACGUCCCAUGGGCAAAAUCCUGCAAGCGAAAUUGAAUUUUCCUAGCAGAGAUUGCAGGCCACGCAGCUGGAUUUUCCGCCGCCCUAGAGCCUGCGAAACCGCCAGGCGCAGGUCCAGGACCUUGUCCUGGGGUAACCGACAUUCCCCGGCUACCGAAUCGAUUUCAAUGCCCAGGAAACUAAGGCACGUGACCGGACCCACCGUCUUUUCAUGAGCCAACGGAACACCAAAAUGCUGAAACACCUCCCCGAGAACCCGCAACAAGAGGGCACAGACGUGCGACUCCGCCGGCCCUACGCACAAGAAGUCAUCUAGGUAAUGCAGAAGGGAAGAGACCCCCGCUUCCCUCCGCACCACCCAGUCUAAAAAAGUGCUAAAGCACUCAAAAUAGAAACAUGACAGAGAGCAACCCAUAGGUAGGCACAUAUCCACGAAGAACUGGCCCUCAAAAGCACAGCCCAGUAAAUGAUGGCACUCAGGAUGCACUGGAAGCAACCGAAAAGCAGAUUCCACGUCCGCCUUCGCUAGCAGCGCCCCGGGGCCAGCAGCCCUCACCAUGCGAACUGCAGCAUCGAAAGAGGCGUAGGAAACCCUGCAAAGCUCCGUCGAGAUGUCAUCAUUCACCGAACCCCCCCGGGGGUAAGACAAAUGGUGAAUUAGUCGAAACUUACCGGAUUCCUUCUUAGGCACCACGCCCAAAGGAGAAACCCGCAAGUUAGGCAUGGGUGGGAUGGAAAACGGGCCGGCCAUCCGGCCCAAGGAGACCUCCUUCCCCAGUUUUUCCCGAACCACAUGAGGAAAUUCCCGCACGGACCUGAGGUUCCGAACAGAGUGCUGUGGAGGGCGCUCCGAAAAGGGGAUCCAGAAACCCUGCUCAAACCCUUCCACUAGGAUCCGAGCUGCCGCCCGGUUCCUAUAAAGGUCGAGCCACGGGCGCAUCGCGUUUACGAGCACCGGUGUCGUCGCCCUUAGCCCCCAUGUCCCCUUUUUCGCCCGUUUUCCCACGCUUGAAACAGCGAGAGGCGGGAUGAGCCCCGCUGCAGCUGGAGCACUCGUGCUUAAACCGGCACGAGGACCCCCACUUGCAGUGACUGUCGUUGAACUUCCAACAACAGCCUGUCCUUUGAUUGGGGGCCGAUGGGGCAAAGGAGCCCCCACCGGCCCCCCCAAGAAAGGACGAAACCGCGCCCUGCUGAGGAGCUGGACGGGUCAUAAUUGCGAGCCAGAGACCAAUGUCCAUCUGGUCCCAAGACAACGAAGGACGCACCGCCAGCCGCUGGAACUGCUCGGUACCUCCACCACCCCAGCCCCCCAUAGGUUCGACAGGCGUUCCAGAUCGUGUCCUGAUAACAGAACAACGCGGAACACUUCUGGGGAGCUUUCUCCCCCACCACGCUGGCUAGGAUGGAGAAUGCCCGAAUCCAAUUCCCAAACGUUUUGGGAAUUUUCCGAUAGCGGUAUUUCUCCUUGUCUUUUUCAGACUCCUUACUGUCUUUCUCUGUCACGGGAGGAGCUUCCACCAGCGGCAGGAGAGAAAAUAUCUCGACGAACUCACCCUUCCAAAUUUUUUCCCUUGUUUCCUGCUUUAAGUGCAGACCCAGAGGGCCAGACCAGCACAUAUAGGCUGCGCCACGCGCCACGUCUGCCACGCCCGCCUCAGGGGGAGCGUCACCCACGGGCGCACAAACAUCAGCCUCCGUGGGUCCCAGGGGCAACGAACCACUACCCACUACUGAAAGGGGCCUGGGAGGAGGGGGAAUCGGAACUGCGGGGGGAAACUGCACGGGGGACCAAACAGAUCGCAGCUGCCUAUCUACAGAGGUGUCCCCUUUUCCCGCCGCCCCCUGUUCCCAUUGAUCUAACAAACCUCGGAGACCUGAAAGAAACCCCCCCAACCCGAGACCCGAAGCGGCAAUAGAGGAGGGAACAUUGUACUCACCGGCAGCAGCGUGGCGAUCCAAACCCUGCGCUGCAUUCAUGGAAGACUGAGGCACUGAAAAUUGGGUUCCAGCAUCCAGAGAAGAGACUAGCUGUGUUCCAGGCGCCACCUGCUGGCCGGAUCCACGAACUGCAGCAGUAUCCUGAGGAGAGAGCAGCGAAGAGGACGUGAGCCCAUGCCCCAGAGGAGAUGGCCGAGGUAAGUGACCUGCAGGGGGUGGAGGGGGCCCAGGCAAGGUAAGAGGGGGGGUGGAGAACAGAGGGGGCCCAGAUAGAGUAGGGUAGCCACCAGGGGAGGGAGAGACAGACACAGGAGGGGGCAGGGAAGGAGGAAGAAGGGGGGGGACACCCACAGAAGAGAGAGGGGGAGGGAGGGGGGAAGAGGAGGCCAGAGAAACGUGAGGGGGACCCGGGGGCCUUCUCAGUGGGAAGUUGGGCCCCCCAGGGGACCCCCUCGCGGAACACACAUGGGAGGGGGAGGGGACAGGAGAGGGAGAAUACCGGGAGCCUUCCUCACUGUCAGAGGAGGCUCCCGACAUACAAGGGGACCCCCCACGCACCCCCAGCGGCGGUACCACGGUACCCCGCGUGCCCCCACUCACCACCGGGGCCCCAGCGGCAGCCCCAUGCCCCCGCCGGCCGCGGGGGGAUCUGGAAAGUUGCCGGGCGGUCGCCCGCCGCCCGGAUGCAGCUGCAGGCCUCCCACCGCCCCCGGACCGCGUCCCCAUGCUGGCGGCCGGGGCGGGAGGCAGGGGAACCGGCCGGGCACGUGGAGCCCGCCGGGUAGGCCGCGCACCAGGCCGCAGGGCGCGCGGCAGAUGAAGGCCUCACCUCAGGCCUUGAGGGGGCAGGCUGCACCGCACGUGCAGCCGCGGAAGGCCGCACAUCCCGGCCACUGGACCCAGGCCGCGUGUCCGGAGCCCCAGACACGCGGUCCCGGCGAUGCCUCGGGCCCGGGCUCCUGCUCCUCAACCGGGCCCAAGGGGUAUUAUCAGGAGAGAGCCUGGCAGGCGGACAGGAACGCCUGCCAGUGCUGGUGCGGCCCCCAGGGGCAGGGGCCGCAUGGGAGGCAGCAGGGGAGACCGCAGGGGGUGCUCCAGGGGAGGGUAGGCCACGGGGGGGUGCCCACACCGGCAGCCAUACCUCCACUUACGAUCUGGAAUUGCUCCCUUAGUUGCCGGCCACCAUCCAGCGCAGCAGCAGCCCUGAGGGACGACAGGAUCGCCUCGACAUCCAUCACCUCAAGCUGUGAAGACUAAAGGCCCAGGCAAACAGGAGCAGGAGGACAGGAAGCUGUGUGCUGGCCCAAAUCUCAAGUGGCACUGAGGUAAGACCUCCCCCACGCUAACUUAUAUUGAACCUAACCCCUCCCACACACACUACCCAAGUCACUCCCUUGCAUCUAUCCCCACACUCCUACAUGUGCCCUUGUCCGCUUAGCUGCGCUAUCUCCCCAGGGUCUGUGCAAGCAUGUUAUUAAAUUUGCUUGCGCUGCGCAGAACAAAUUCAGGGACUUUUUCUAAUGCCAGAGCUCUUCAGCAGGGCUCUGGGCAUUGAACCAGCAUGCUCACUUUGAGAGGGGGCAUGUUGUCAUUAGUGAUGACAAAACACAUACUCUUUGGCCCCGCCCCCUUCUUAGGGGGCCGCUCUGAUUGAAAAAUGCCCGGGCCUAAUUUUUUUCCCAGUCCGGCCCUGCUCGGUGAGCUAGGUCUGGUGCCCAGACCCUGUGAGCCAGUUCACGUACCAUCUAUGGGAUAAAUUGGCAAAUUAUGUAAUGGUUAGAUACUAACCUUGAUAGUGGUUAUACCCAGGAACUUGAACCUAUAUGUAUAUAUGUGUAGAAAGGCCAUUAGGCCUGAAUUUGUGGGAGGAGUAAGUCCCCUACUUAAACACCCAGCCCCUACUCACCUCUGAUGUUCGAGUUCAAGUGUUCCUUGUUCUACUUCCGGUUCGCGAGUCUUCGCGUUUGCGUCAUUUCCGGUCCGGGCGUCUCGUGUAUCAGCUGCACGGCUGAAUCCUCCGUGCUACCGGCGGUCCGGCAGAACCCUCACUGCUACCGGCGGUCCGGCAGAACCCUCACUGCUACCGGCGGUCUGGCAGAACACUCACUGCUACUGGCGGUCCUGGCAGAACACUCCGUGCUACCGGCGGUCCUGCUUCCUAAUCGUGAGUCCUCUCAUUCCGGUCCCCUCCACAUCGCUCUGUGGUUCAGCAGGGGGCCGGAACACUAAUGUCAGGGAAAUCUUACCGGGGACCAACCACUCUCGCCUCACGCCAGCUUCUAGUCGGCCUCUUUCAUACACCCGUCUGGGGGGUCCUACACCCCUCCCCUCAUCCCUUCACGGUCUUAAAAUCAGUUUAAAAUGUUAAUUGAUGCUAGGGGUAUAUAUUUAAUUCCAAACUCAUGCUGUUAUAAGAGGCUAAGCUUUUUAUUGUAUGGGAAAAAGAAGGCUUGCCAGUUUUUCCAUAUUAUGUAUGAUAUAGGUAUUACAUAAACGUUCAUUCAUACUUUUCCAUAUAUUUUGUGUAUCAGUUCACAGACCUAGUUUAUUGAGCUGACAUCGCCACCUAGUGGUUUUUUAUGGUACUUACUGUUUUAUUCUGUAUAAUAUGCAGCUUCCCUGCAAUUAAAUUACUAUUUACACAAUGUUAUACCAUGCCUUAAAACAUGCAAAUUAAUCUCAGCCCUGAUAAAAAAAAAUAAAAAAAAUAAUAAUAAUCUCUUUGAUCUCCACAGAUCGCACUUUGCCAUAUAUUACGGCUACAUUGCAAUUAAAAACCAGGGUUCUUAUCCUUAAAUCCAGGUUUUCCUUUCUACGAUAGCACCAACCGUUUCGCUCAUUCUAUAUUUCAAAACCCUGACUCUUGUCCUUUAAUCCAGGUAUAGUAUUUAUUUUACUUUAUUUUCUGUUUGAUGAAACUCAGGCAGCCAACAAUUUACAUUUGUCAACUCACUCUGCGCUCAUACGUUACGCCACUCAGAUUUACAUCUGUCUCAAACCCUUAGGUUCUACUACGAUUGCAUCAACAACUUGCCCCAUCUAAAUUCGGAGAAAACCUUGCUAUUUGUACCUUAUCCAGGUAUAGUUUUUUCUUUAAUCUUCAGUACGUUACUUCAGUUUCCCAAGAAAAGGCCGCAGACAGCCUUCACGGUCCAUUUUGCCACUCAUUUACCCGUCCAUGCCCCCCAUUAACUCAUAUUGCGCCCAUCCGCCACGCUCACUUAGAUAUACAUCUGCCUCAAACCCCUUAGGCUUCUGCUACGACAUCACCAGCCACUGGACCUCUCUCUCUUACACUUGAAGAAACAAGUCCACGGGUAUAAUCUCUAUCAAGGUUAGUAUCCUACCAGCACAUAAAACGCCAAUUUAUCCCAUAGUUGUUACGUGAACUGGCUCACAGGGUCUGAACGUCAGACCUAGCUCACCGAGGCAUUUACAAACCAUCUCCCAAACCUCAACACGGAGGUAUGGCCCUACGCCCAAAUCAUAGUUAAUCGCCUCAUUUGCUCUUCUAAAGGGCCGUAGUCAGGGCCUCACUCGUCACGGCCACACGUUUGAACCUUUUAAAAGUCACAGAGAGGCCAACAUCCCGCCAUCACAUCUGUGGCAACAUAAUCCACUUCGCCCAAAUCAUAGAUAGAGCCUCUCACCGCCACUUGGCAUUAGCAGGGCCUCAACAGUCACUAGUCAAGUUAAGUUUUUCGCUUUGGCAUUAAUCCUACAGCCCAGUUCACAUAAGCAAUUUCCCCCCCCCACCCCAUGAAAUAGUGUCUCAGACGCCCCUACUAAACCCAACUCAUUUAAUUCAUUUCUAGAAUGUCGCAAGACACAUCUCCCAUGGACGAAGUACCUGAUGAGGAUAUAAUAUCAACUCCUAUCAGACCAGAGUCCCCAGGAGUAUCUCUCGCCCGUUCUACCCCUACGUCUUUGAGAGCAUGGACUAUACCUAAAAUCACGGCCGAACUUAGGCUCAGGAGCAUCCCCUUUCUGGCUACGGCCCGAAAGGCGAAAUUAUACAGACUGUUGACUAACCAAGCCCCAGAGCCUAGGCCAGGCACAAGCUCUCAAAGUCAAGCUUCUGGCGCUGGCAUUGCCACCCAGGACACCCUUGCCACAAUCCUGGCCAACCUGCAGACCUUAAACAGCAGGUUAAGCAAGGUGGAAAGUGCCAUAGCCUCCCCAGGUAACCUUCCUGUUUCAAUAGCCCCAAUCCCGGCUGUACCUAUGGCACCAACACCCGUCCCUACACUUCCCCCUCCAGCUCCUGCUCCAGUCAUGUCACCUUUCGUGUCACCAGCUCACUCCGUCCCAGACUCCAUUAGGAAGGAAAUCCUAGAUGGGAAGGAUGUGUGUCUGGUGUCAUAACUUAUUGUCUCCCAAGACGUACUGGAGAACAGGGCUUAUUUUGGCGAUAUCUCGGUGGUUCUUAAAACCAGAGACCCAAGGCUCAACAAAAAGUUGUCAAUUCCCAAUUUCGUGUUGGCCUUCGGGAUAUACCGGGAUGUCAUCUGCUCGGUAUAUCCCCACAGGAGAGAGGAACUGGACCUCUACCUCCAUAAAGUGGUGGAUUUGGGCGUUAAGUACGGGGGCUCAUCGUUUUACGAUUAUCAUAAAUCAAUAUCAGCGAAAGCGGCGACCCAUCUGAAACAGUUUAAUGCAAGAAUUAACUGGUGUCAGAUGGAUACAGAACUAUUCUGUCGCCACUUCGCUGGUCUGAGGCCCCCGUCUUGCGCCAUAUGCAAUUCCUCAACCCACUUGGCUGAUUAGUGCCCUUCUAUGGCUGACCCAUCCACCCCCACUCCCACCCCUCAAUCCUCUUCCACUCCUCACCCUAAACAGGAAGGCGGACAGAGGGAUAAGCUAGGGAGGCCCAUCUCCUUUUUGGGGAAGGCGCAGGUGUGCAACAACUUCAAUGCAGGUUCCUGCAGCUUCAGCGCUUGUAGAUUGUUGCACAUCUGCUCCAUCUGUUUCAGGGCACACACUAAGACCAUGUGUCCGGCCAGGUUGUCCCCUAACAAAUGACUAACCGACGUUAAUAUCGACAACCUGGCCUUUUACCUUAACCCCUUAAGGACACAUGACAUGUGUGACAUGUCAUGAUUCCCUUUUAUUCCAGAAGUUAGGUCCUUAAGGGGUUAAAGAUCACCCAAGUAAACAUCUGGUGGAGUAUCUUAUAACAGGGUUUACCCAGGAUUUUCACACGGGUCUCGUGACUAUCCCCUCAGGGAUACUGGAAUGCCCUAAUCUCCUAUCAGCCUGUCUAGACCCGGAGGCCACGGACGUUCUCCUCUCCACAGAAAUAACUCAAGGGUUCAUGAUCGGCCCCUUCACCUCCUCACCGUUUUCCUCCUGGCGCACUAACCCUAUCGGUAUAGCUGUACACAAAUAUUCAAAUAAAAAACGUAUGAUUAUUGAUUUAUCGGUACCGCACUCCUCUUUUGUUCCUAGCAUAACGCACUCAUCCCCGCAGACGAAUUCUCACUACAAUACGUUAAAAAUAGACGACGCCAUAUUAUCCAUCAUAUCAACUGGCAGCAACGCUCGGCUUAGCAAAACAGACAUUACCAACGCUUUCAAACUACUGCCCAUACACCCAUCACUUUGGCACUUGCACGGUGUUAAAUGGCGAAACAGGUACUAUUUUUCCACCCGCCUCACUUUCGGUUCCAGAAGCAGCCCCAAACUCUUUGAUAUUUUCGCGGAAACGCUAUGCUGGCUGCUUCUGAACAUUAUUAGGUGUCACGCCGUCAUUCACUACUUGGAUGACUUCCUCAUCAUAGAACCUAGCACACGCACACUCACCGAUAUCCUCAGCACCUCUGCACUUUUCUCCACCCUCGGGGUAUCUUUGUCUCCCGCUAAAACAAUUGGCCCCACCACUAAACUCACUUUCUUGGGCAUAGAGCUAGACUCUGCUACCUUCCGCGCCAGCCUUCCCACUGAAAAACUCAUCCGCCUGAGAGGGGAAAUAGACAUGUUCCUAUGGAGCAAUGUAUGCACUAGGAAAGAACUUAAGUCAUUAUUGGGGUCCCUGAAUUUCGCAAUGCGCAUCGUUCCGCAGGGCAGAUCUUUUGUGUCCAGGCUCCUUUGUCUGCUUCACGGGUUACCGGACGCCUGCCCAAUUGCGUUGGACCAGCACGCCAAAGCUGACCUAAUCAUGUGGGGGCAGUUUUUGUCCCUAUGGAACGGUAUCUCCAUGUUUAUUCCCCCCCUCUCAGACUCCUCUCCCUGCAUUUACACUGACGCUGCAGCCAACACGGAUUUUGCAGCUAUAUUUGGUAAUCACUGGUUUAGGGGUCACUGGCCAGCUGAGACGGAUGCCUUGCCGGGGUUUAGAGAAACUUCAGCUCUAUUUGAGAUUUACCCCACUGUGGCAGCCGCACACACUUGGGGUCACCUCUGGUCCGGCAAGGCAGUAAAGUGUUAUUCCGACAGCUCAUCAGCUUGCGAUAUCAUCAACAAAGGGCGCUCAUCCUCUCUUACCAUUAUGCGGCUGAUUCGCAAGCUGACCUGGUUGGCAGCAACCGUCCAGUUCCACCUAAUUUGCCUUCACAUCCCGGGAAUUCACAACACGGCUGCUGACGCUCUGUCUCGAUUUCAAUUUCAGGUGUUUUUCCAGGCACUCCCGUCAGCCCAUCACCAACCACCCAGAACACCGAAUUUUCACGAGCUAAUCUUGGAUUAAAUACACUUAUGCACCACGCUAGGACACUUACGCACCAAGCACUAUCACCAAACACUACUAUCACCUACAGUAGGGCACUCACCAUUUUCAACAAAUUUACUGCCGAAUUCGGAUUACAAGGUGAUUUCUCAACCCAAACUAUGGUGGCUUUUGCCUCUUUUUGCCAUUUACAUUUAAAACUUUCCCACAACACCAUUAAAUUAUACCUCACAGGGCUGCAGCACCACAGCCUCACUAAUUUCCCUAACAACACCCCCUUUUUAUCAUCAUACCCUAUAAAGAAAAUCUUAAAGGGAAUCUCUAAAGUAUCGGUUCCACCUAUCACCACCAGACUACCUAUAGAUGGACCUAUCUUUAGAUUACUGAGCAACCUCCUCGAUGAAUCCCCUUUUGAUCCCAACACUAACCUGGUGAUCAAAUCUGCAAUCUAUUUGGCUUUUUAUGGGUUCCUAAGACCUAGGGAAUUUACUGUCGUUUGUCAAGGGGAUACCACUCACAGCCUCAAAAUCUCACAACUCACAAAAAUAGACUACUACUACAUUCUCACAAUACCUUCUACCAAAACAAAUCAGUCCCUACACCUCCCUAUCAUUCCUCUCUUUCCUACAGACAAUGCUUGGUGUCCAGUUAAGACACUAGACAUAUUACGGUCAGCUUAUAGCACACACCUACCAGACUCACCACUAUUACAACUACAAGGGCACCCACUCACUACAGCAAAAUUCACCACACACGUUAGAACCUUACUGGAAAAAUUGGGUUACAACCCAACUUCAUUCUCCGGGCAUUCCUUUCAUAUAGGAGCAGCUUCAUCAGCUUCUAGUACUAACACACCGGUCCACAUCAUGAAGAGACUGGGCCGCUGGAAGUCCUCUAUAUACAAUACGUAUAUUCCAUGGCCAGAAAGAGAACUUCGCCAAGCCUUCAGGAAUUUAGUUAUGUAAUCAAAUGCAAUAAAGUGUGUUUUUUCGAACUUCUCUUUGCCCUCUUAUUUACAGGCCCACUCGGACGUUGGUUUCGGCACACCACAACCAACUUUUAUCUCGGACAUUAUCCAUUACACAUUAAAUUCCGAGCACAAUUUAUAUAUUUAUGUAAGGGGCAAAUAGCCGUAUAUGGAGUAAGGUUCCAGCAUAAACGUAGGAUAGUAUAAAGGAAGCAAGUCGGUUGUGGGGUGCCGAGACCGACGAUACGGUAGGCCUGUAAAUAAAGAGGGCUCACCAAGGAGUAAGAAAGUAAAGUAAAUGGAAAGAAAAGAGAAAGUGUUGAAAUGAGGAGUGGGUGGGAGGGUCAUUCUGAUGCUGACCUCAAGCGAUAUGGAGUCAGGUAAGGGGUGUCCCUUAUAUAGGGGAGUUAAUUAAUUUAAGCCACUCCCACAAAUACAGGCCACAAGGGCUUAAUACUUGUGUAAGGGGCAAAUAUCCGUUUAUGGAGUAAGGUUCCAGCAUAAGCGUAGGAUAGUAUAAGGGAGCAAGUCGGUUGUGGUGUGCCGAGACUGAUGAUACGGUAGGCCUGUAAAUAAAGAGGGCAAAAAUUAAUAAUCAAAGAUUUAAUACAGUCAACAAAUAUAUACAAAUUAACCAGACAUUUCCUUAAAUGCAUUACGGUAUUUAAUUCCUGGAAGGAUUUUGAAGGUAGGAAUCUAGGACCGCAACUGGACACCAUGAUGAGUGGCGUUUGUUGACAUGUGCUUAGUUGUCUGAGUAACAACUGAUUGAUGACCCUGACCAUGAUUUACCCCAUGCCACAGCAGCUGCUACAAUGGGGUAGAUACCCCAAAAGGGGCUGAGGUGGUGGAAAAAAUUCCAAACCUGGAUGCCAUGGCCAACAGCUCCAAAGCAAUCGUUCCCGGUAGAUCGCUGCCAAACCCGUGUGUCAGGCCGUAUCUGUUCUGGCGUUUCCGGUAUGUGGAGCCGGCCCAGCCCCCUUUAUGACGUGGCUCUCUUACGCUAUAUAGAGAGACUGCGCCAGAUUCAAACCGCUUGGUGAUUCUCUGACCUACUUCCGCAUUCAAACGCCAGCUAAGCUCUUCGUUCACAAAGUUACCAAAUCUUUGACUAUUAUAAAAGAUUUUGCCUUCUCUGUACCUCUGACCACGGAUUGUAUUGGAGUCUCCUGAAAACCGGACUGUGUAUAUCAUUCAUCUCUUGGAUUCAAGCUAUACAUUCCCAUGGAGGACAACUCCCAUCAAUCUUAAGUAUACUAAUUACCCUAAUCUCUGAAGACUUACUUACUAAUGAACUGUUUCUUGCUUGCUAUAAUCUUCAGUUACUUCCUAAUGCAUUGUUACUUGCAUGCUAUAAUCCUCAGUUACUAAAAUAUUAUUGCAUUCAUUAAGACUUCGCUUUCUUCACUAACUGCCUGCAUCCACCACUUUGCUUUAAAGCUACAGUACCCUUAAUAAUUCUCUGCUUUCUUGCUAUUGUAAUUAAGGAGUUCUACAAGCUGCAGUUGAGUUCCAAUUCUAAAACCCCUUGUAGCAUAACACCAUGGUAGACAAUCCUGGAAGGAACAUGCUUUUACCAUGCCAUGUGGUUAAGAAAUUCCCCCCCAUUUGCAGGUCUGCUGUGGCGUCUAGGGACAUCCUCUGAUUGUCAUGUUGGAGGUGUGGAAAAAAGGGGAAAGGACUCUGGGUGUAAAAGCGUGGUCUUGUGGUAUGAUAUGCAUGGCAAAAUUAAGGUACCUGGUAGGGAUUGUAGUUCCUUGCGGUUGUAAGUACUAAGCAGGAGGUAGUGAUGAUGUAGUUGAGAAUGUUCCCUAUUUGUCUUGUGGUAACUUGCAUGUAUGGAUGCCGACUCAAGUUGUAUGCCCAGUAAUGUGAUGAUAGUGUCUGGGCCUUCUGUUUCUCAUGGGGUACUGGGACGCCCAAGUGGUCAACCAGACUAAGCUGCCGUGAGGCUUCUAGUGAAAAAUAUGUUGUCUUUGAUCAACAAGAAGUCUUCUAGAUAGUGUAUGACUGUAAAGCCUCUGGAUAUGUUAUCAUAACCAGCACAGAGUAUCUGCAAAUAUCGAUAGUAGGCUAAUCUGUAGCCCGAAAGUUGAGCGGGGAAAGGAUUGCCCAUUUUAUGCCAUGUAAGUUUCAGUGUGUAGUGUAGAUUGUAGCCGUUUACUGCGUUGAUGAUAUUGGUCUUACUUAACCAAGCUUCAACCCAUGCUUGAGUGAUAGCUGUAAAGGUAGAUCAAUGGUGUUGUAUAGUAAGGAAACUCCUCGGAGGGUAUAAGGGAGUUGAGACUUGGGGUAGCGAAGGUGUGUGGUGCCAGUAAGUCUAUGGUUAGUCUUUGUUUAAGGGAAGAUUCCCUUGUGACAAUACCAAUGUGUUGGUGUUUGGAGCCAUGCUGUAAAUGGUGGAGAUUGGAAAACCCAAGUAAAAACCUCUCUGCAAAUCUUGGCUAUGAGUGUGUUUACAGCCUAUGGUUCUGUUGUGCUGACUGUAAGUGAGGGCAUGCUAUAUUCCUUGAAGGUGUGUUUAUGAUACCUGUAUGGGAGCCCUUUGAAGCUCCAGAGCUUUAGUAAAUCUACUACAAGUCUGGAAGGUGAUGAGUCAGUAGUGUUGAAAAUGCAUUGGUGUGUACAGAUGGUGAGUACCUUUUUUGUAAGUUGUAUUGGGACACAUGGUCAUGUGCCCUGAACCAUUUGAACAUAUAUGCAACAGUCUACAUGCAAUGCAACUACUCAUACCAAUUGUCUCUGGUAGUUCAGAGGUGCUGGUACCAGGAGCCUGAGAGUGCUCGUCUGUUUGUUUGGGACAAAAUCCCUUCUCUAUGGGUACCUGCACAAAUAAACAUCUCUACAUAUUCCAAAUGCCAACACAACUAAGGGAUGGUCAGUUCCAGUUUACCUGGAAUCCCUGGAUCUGACCAUCACAGAUACCAUCACAGAUACAUCACACAUAUAUAUGCCUUGUUUCCCCAAUGUGCUGGGAUCAUAUGUGCAGGGUUAACGUCUUGUGUGUCAUAAGAAUUGAUUGUACCAGGUAACCGAGUUUCGGUUGGUGCUGGUUGUACAGUAGCGUGAGGCCCAGCCUUGUAAGGGCUGUGGUGACCGACUCGAGAUUGCCAGUCUGUCGUAAAUUUUUGGGCUCAUGAGUGAGGCUAGCAUGGCCUGGGUGUCACCUGAGUUGGUGUUGCUGGACCCCUGCCUCCCUGUUGUCCGUUGAUGUAUGGAGGAGUUUGAAUAACUCUGCUUUCCUUGCUGUGGCAGGGUAGGGGAUUUGUCGCCUCCUUAGGUCGGUGGUAAUGUGUGGGAAUGUCCAGGAUCUGAUUGCUGCUGGACUAGCAACAUCUCCUCUGCUUGAAGGUGUUUCAAUUCUAGCCUGGGUGCUAGGAAGAGGUGAUUCUUCACCAUCUUUUUGAGAAAUACUUAAAUAACAAUAAAGAUUGCAAUUAUUAUUUGUAAACAGGGGUCUUGUACUGGCUUGCUAGCUAAGCCACGAGGCGAAACGAUUAGGCUUGAUGUUUUUUGGUGACUGGUGAGGCCCUGCUAGUUGUCAAGUGGCUUGAGAGGCUCUAUCUAUGCUUGGCGCGAGGGGAUUUUGUGUGGCCACCGAACGUUGUGGCAGGAUGUUGGCCUCUCGGUGACAGUAACCAGAAAAUAGGAAGGGGAGUGAAAGGUGAUACAAUGCGAGGCGGCUAGCUCAUGAGUGGCCCGAGGGGUGUAUGCAUCAGAGUGUGAGGCGGGGUGUUGGCUUCGCGGGACCACUAACCGAAGCGUAAUACAGAGAAAAAAGGGGGCAACACCUAUUGGGCCCUAGAACCCUAAUUGCCAGUACGCUAUUACUAUUCCAGGGAAGGUAAGAGAUGGAUAACUACGUGAGCAGGUGUAUGUACCUGGCAGUAUGGUAUUGAACCUGACAAUCCGUAUAGGUUUUUUUAGUAGUAACUGAAUGGAUAAAACCGUUAUGGCAUAAGGAAAUAUGGCAUAGACCAAGCUUAUCUUAAUACGUACAGUAUAUGUGAAAAGUAAAGUGACGUGAUGUGUAAAUAUUUAACAUCGUAGCCAUACUGGUUAAAUAUGUAUCAAUCUUGGGGGGCAGGGCCUGACUGCAGAGAUGAGAGGAAGCAAACCUCAACAGCUCCUGCUGCAAGCACCGAUUAAAGUGAACUUUUAUUGCCCAAACGACAAUUUAUUGAAUUGAGACAGUCACCAAACAAAAGGCGACAACCAGCAGCACGAAUUGAUACCACUUACAAGCCGUUUGGAGCAACAUUUGCCUGAUAGGAGUCUGAGGCCUACAAGCAUGGCGAGAGCAGGGGAGACGGCCGCUCUUCUGCCGCCACGACUGAUUGAGCUUCUGUACCAGGGUCCCCGUCCCCCCCCCUAUGGACCGGCGGGGGUCAUCCCGGUCUACCCCCAAAACGUGAGCACUCACCCACAACUUAAAUCAGGUCGCAACCCUGACUGGCGGGAGACAAGAGGACUCACUAAGAUGGCUGACGGCACAAGCACCCACUGACUGGGCCGCAGCCUUCCAGACGAGGUUCGACGCCAUAUGCAGGCAAUUCUGGGACCGUCUGGAGGAUCAACACCAGCUGCCAACACCACCACGGGCCAGCGGAGGGACCAAGGCACCCGCAGCAUGGGAGCCAGCCAGAACUCCAUAUCCAGACCGGCGCAAGACCAAGGCGCAGCCGGAGGGGCCCCAACCGGGCAAAGCUACAGCUAAGCCAACGAAAAACAAGAAUGACAGCCCACCUGGGAUGAGAGUCAUAAGGAGUAAGACCCCCACAAGCCACACACACCUGCGGAAGACAGCAAAGCAUCCACGGAAGCGUCGAAGUGCUGCCCUACGCAGCCCCACAACGGGGAAGGACCAGGCCCCAAAACGGCGACGGGUCCGUGAAAUGGUGGUACCGGCUCUCACAGAGAGUCUCGGGGCUGGAAGGGUGCACCACCUGGAAUACACAGAGAAGCCCGUGUGAAUGCAGAGGGCCCCGCGGCGUGGAUGGGUGGGCUCACUGACAUCCACCCCACACCUGUACUCACAGCCUCCAGACAGGGCAUCGGAUGAUCUAUUACCCAGCAGCUCCCAGGGACUAUGUGGCAACGCAAAGCUGAGGCGUUGGCUGACCGUGCAAAUUGUUCCCCAGCACGGUACCCAUGCCAUCCGCUAGGACAUGCAACAACAGCUCAACCCGUCUGUACCCAGACAAACAAAGCUGUUGACUAUGUGCUUAAACUUUGUUUUUGGUUUUUCUUUUUUAUGUUUUUAGUUGCCUGCCUAUGCCAAUACAUGCUAUAUUACAAGAGAGGCGUUAUAUGACUCCAGCUAGCAUGUUAUACGAUUCCAGCCAGCAUGUUACACAACCCCAGGCAGCAAUAGAGAGCCUAGCAUAGCCUAUACAACUACACACUAGCUCCACUGAACUCGCUCAGGCUAACAAACAAAUCAGUGAGUCAGGUGUUAAACCUGCUAAUAGCUUGUUUUUAUCUAUCUACAUAACCUGUGACGGCGUACCUAACCUGUUAUUAUACUCCUAGCAAGCAUGUUAUGUGAUUAAAUCAGCGUCCGCAAGUCUAGCAUGAUCUACACAUAUGUGAAUGAUUCCUGCUAUCAUAUUUUGAAUUUUUCUGCAUGUUUAACUACUUACUAUAAAAUCGUACACACAGGCCACAGACUGUUUUGCCGCUCGAAUACCGGAAUCAUUGACAGUUUGAUUGACCUAUCUUAGAACAGUUAACUGUAUAGCAUUAUCCAGACUAGUCAUACUGCCAGAUCAUACGCAACAUUAAGUUGCAUCAGUUACUCUUAUAAUUCCCACUACAUUAUGCAUACUGAUGUUACUGCUUGUCACUCUGGUGACUUGGGCUUGUACUAUGCUGUUGUGGCAUCGUCAGCUUUUAUGUUAUCUCGUGCACAAAUAAAAUAAAGAUUUAAAAAAAUAAUAAAAAUGUAUCAAUCUUAACCCAUUAAGUGCCGUAUGCACAAGUGAAAAAGAGGUCUGUCCCCACCUUGUAUGUUGUAUGUCCCCUUGCUAGGGGAAAGUCUGUUGUGCGAGCAGCGUGCUGUGAAAAAUGCAUAUGAACUGUAUUACCAGUUACGUAUAUGCGUCUGCUACGGUGUAAUAAUAUGUGUAUUUAUACCAGAUGUUGAUAUACUAAUUGCUAUGUGAAUUGUUGUAUGUCUUAUUGAAUGGUAGGGGUCAGUGAACAUGGUGUUGGAAAAAUGCAAGUGCACUGGAGAUCUGCCGAGUGCCCUAUAGGUGGCAGUGUAGUUGAUACUGAUUGGUAUGUGAAAUGUUGUUUGUCUAUUGACCUAUAGGGGUCAGUGUUUUGGUGUUUGUAAAACCCCAUGAAAAUUGUCAAUGUACUUGACAGACCUGUAGGUGGCAGUGUUGAUAGAACAACUGUUGGUCUUGAUGUGAAAUGUAAAUUAUUGUGAAUUAAACCUGAAGUUGAGCUUCAUAAAUUAUGUUUAAAACAAUCUUAUGUGUAAUUUAUAUUGGCUGGUAAAUUGUAUAUGACAUGUGAAGAAAGUUUUGCUGUUGACCAGUAAGUUUUGCUGAUUGUAUGGUAAAAAUACCCUUUAACCCCUUAAGGACCAAACUUCUGGAAUAAAAGGGAAUCAUGACAUGUCACACAUGUCAUGUGUCCUUAAGGGGUUAAUCCAAAUGCAAGGUUAACAUGAGAUUUUGAGAAUGACCUGUAGGGGUCAGUGUGGUUUAUGUGAAACAUUGUUCGUGAGCUAUGCCCCAGCAUUAUAGUUGUAUUACAGGGAAACGAACAGUGCCCGUUUGACAAUAUACAAUAUGUGAACAUAAUAGCUUAAUAACAGUCAUUGUAACAAACCAAAGUUCUGUUCGUGGGUUGUAAACGCAGGAAACGUGUGUAGUACAAUAGUAAAUGCAUGAACAAUUUGGUAGAAAAUUGCACGAACCGUGAGCCUGGUUUGUCAGGGAAACAAAACGAAACGAGCAGUGAGAUUCAAAAUGCUCGCACAGAAUUGCCUAGUAUGUUUAGGCAAUUGAAACAGAAUGUGUUCCCGUUCGGGAGUAUGCUAAUGCUCGAAAUGAGCCAGUGACAGAUAUAAACAAGUGAGUUUAAACGAAUGAUAUGCAUGAACAUGCAAUGGUUUUAAAACAGACAGACAAAAUGCAGCCGUAAAGUGAGGACCUGACUCCUGCAUGGUGCCGUGGGACUGAUGCCUGGCGUAACGGGUAGGUCGACUUACGGUUUGUGAGUCACUUGGACGCCAUCCACAGCGAUGAAUUGAAGAAAGAAGGUGGUAGGCCGGAAAAGCCUGUGGCUGGAUUCCUGACACAGCUCAGCUUAGAAAACCUCAUGGUGUAAUCAGGUAAAAUGGUGUCUGGAUGACCCGGAAGUGGAAAUCAUUCUGAUGCUGACCUCAAGCGAUAUGGAGUCAGGUAAGGGGUGUCUCUUAUAUAGGGGAGUGAAUUAAUUUAAGCCCCUCCUACAAAUAUAGGCCAAACGGCCUUAACACAUGAAAAAAAAUAUUUCUAAAAUACAAAUAAAAACGAUAACUUUGGCCAGCGUUAGUGUGACUAAGUGGCUACUACAAAAGACUGGACAUACCCCAUUUUGAAUACAGUGGGUUAACUACUUUUACAAGUGGUAUACCACGAUGGGGUUAAUUUUCAUUCCUGGGUUGCUAUACGGUCUGAAAGGCAACAUAGGCCCAGCAAACCAAUCCUGCAAAUUUCAAUGUGCAAACAUGGAAAAGCCCUAUAUUUGACCCCUGAAGGUUUGCAAAAACCCAUAAAACCUGUACAUUGGGGGCACUGUUGUACUCGGGAGAUGCUGAAAACAUAUUGGGGUGUUCUUUGUCAGUAACACAUAGCAGGAACUGAGAAUCCAUGCCUAAAGUACAAUGUGAGAGAAAGAUAACACAAAUAAAUGACUACCCAAAAGGUUGACAAAGACUGGUGGUAGAAUUAGCGCAUGGAAAGUGUUAAAAUACCACCAUUUGAAAUACACUACGGUGUCUACUUUUCAAAAUAAUAUGGUUUGAUGGGGUAAAUUACAUUGUUCGGCUUCAAAUGUCCCAAAUAUGACAUGGGUGCAUGAUGACCUGCUAAUAAAAUUCCAAGUUGGCAAACUGGAAUACGCACUCUCCAAAUACGGUCUUUUAGCCCUCAGAGAAUCCGAACCACCUAUACAUGGGGGGUAUCACUGUACUCAGUAGCUGUUGCUGAAUACAUAUUGGGGUGCUUUUUGGCAGUAACCCUUAAAGUUCUCCAUACACGUAUUUUUAAAUUGCUAUGUAUAUAUAAAAAAAAUCACCAAUUUUAUGGUUGCAAGAAAAGAGUCAAGAUACCCCGGGUUUCAUACCUUAGGUUGUCUUCUUUUAAAAAAAGAUAUACAUGUGAAGGGUUAUUCAGGGAUUCCUGACAGAUUUCGGUGUUACAAUACAACUUCAUUUUGAAAGAAAAAAAAAAUGGUUUGGAAAUAGCAAAGCGCUACUUGUACUUAUUGCCCUAUAACUUUCCAAAACAAGCUAAGAACAUGUUAACAUUGCUCAUUUCUAAACUCAGGCCAAAAUUUAGAAAGUAUUUAGCAUGGGUGUUUUUUGGCGAAAAAGAUUUUGGGGAUCAAAGUUAAAAAAAAAGUGUGUUUUUUAAAAAAAAUUUUCAUCAUAUUUUAUAAUUUUUUAUAGUAAAUUAUAUGAUAUGAUGAAAAUAAUGGUAUCUUUAGAAAGACCAUUUAAUGGCGAGAAAAACUGUAUAUAAUAUGUACAGGUACAGUAAAUGAGUAAGAAGAAAAUUACAGCUAAACACAAACACCGCAGAAAUGUAAAAAGAGCCCUGGUCAUUAACGGUAAAAAAUUUGAAAACCGGUCUGGUCACUUAGGGGUUAAUAAAUUGAUACCGCUGAUAACUGGGCGGCCCAGAGGGUCAGUUAGAACCUUAUGGAUCUUGGGCAGAAAAUAAAAAAACUGGCACUUUACAAAAAGGAUUAAAAAUAAAAUGAAAUUCACCUUUGUUUAUUACUCCACCAUCUAGACCUGUCAUUAAUAGUUUCCUCUGUUCCUGCAAAAACGUGAAAGUAGGAUUUUUGUCCAAAAUGUUAUUGGUAUUGUAAGCUUCUUUCAUACAAUAGGACUUGUUCAUAAUAACUAUACCAACUCCCUUAUCCACCUCUAAUCACUAAAUCAUUAUUGUCAGUUACGUUUUUAGAACGUUUCUCUCCUUUCUUUUGAUAGAUUUGGUUUAAAAUUGGUAUCUCCUACUUUUUCUAAAUCAUAGUGGACUAACUCAUUAAAAAUACCGAAGUAUUUCCUCUUAGAAAAACAAUGAAGAAGAAAAAAAAAAGAUUUUUGUUUCAAAUUGUUUUUUUUCCUGCCAUAGUGUCAUUACUUAAAGGUUUCAAUAUGCUUACUUUUGUCUUUAUUCUCAAAAAGUCUCUUAAAGGUUAAUUUUUUUUAUGGUUAUAUUUUUAUUAUUUGUAUUGUGAACUCUUUCAUGAUAAUUAAGGAAGCCUUUGUGAGACAAACAUUUCCCACAUUCAGAACAUGAAAAUGGUUUCUCUCCUGUGUGAAUGCGGAGAUGUGACUUAAGAGUUGACAUUUGAGUGAAACAUUUCCCACACUCAGAGCAGGAGAAGGGUUUCUUUACAGGACGAAUCCAUACAUGGGCAAUAAGCUCUGUAUAUGUACAAAACGUUUUCCUACACUCAGAGCAAGAGGAAAGGUUUCUCUCCACUAUGUAUCCGUUCAUGGACAAUAAGAUUUGUUUUUCUAGUGAAACAUUUCCCACACUCAGAGCAGGAGAAAGGUUUCUCUCCACUAUGAGUCCGUUUAUGGGAAACAAGAGUUGAUUUAUGACGGAAACAUUUCCCACACUCAGAGCAGGAGAAAGGUUUCUCUCCACUAUGAAUCUGUUUAUGGGCAACAAGAUUUGAUUUAUCACUGAAACAUUUCCCACACUCGGAGCAGGAGAAAGGUUUCUCUCCACUAUGAAUCCGUUUAUGGGCAAUAAGCUUGGAUUUUUCACAGAAACAUUUCCCACACUCCGAGCAGGAGAAAGGUUUCUCUCCACUAUGAAUCCGUUCAUGGGCAACAAGAGUUGAUUUAAGAGUGAAACAUUUCCCACAUUCAGAACAUGAAAAUGGCUUAAUUCCGGUGUGAAUCCUGAGAUGUGCAUUAAAGUUGUUUUUUUGAGUGAAACAUUUCCCACACUCAGAGCAGGAGAAAAGUUUCUCUCCACUAUGAAUCCGUUCAUGGGCAACAAGGGUUGAUUUAAGAGUGAAACAUUUCCCACAUUCAGAACAUGAAAAUGGCUUAAUUCCUGUGUGAACACUGAGAUGUGCAUUCAAGUUGUAUCUUUGAGUGAAACAUUUCCCGCAUUCAGAACAUGAAAAUUCUUUUUCUCCUGUGUGGCUCCUAAAAUGAAGCUUAAGAGCGGUAACGGUUUGAAAGCAUUUCUCACAUUCAGAACAAGAAUGUUUUUGCUUUUCUCCACUGUGGAUGAAAUGACAUUUGGGAAGAGAUUUGGUCUGAAUAUGUUUUUCAAGUUCAAUACGGGAACGUGCUUUAGAUCCUUGGCGAGUAUUGCAAAAUCCAAUAAUGUGUGAUUUUGAUUGAAAGCACCGAUGUCCCAUGAAGUUUGUUUUACAGGUGAAUGUUUCUCCACAUUCAGAACAAGUCACUUUCUUCCCUUUACGGAAUCUCUGAUAUUUUAUUUGAUUUAAAUUUGUGAGUGAAACUUUUGUACCAUCAUAGUUAUUGGCAUCUACUUUGUAUUGUCUCACAGGCUCACAAGCAGAGGUUUGAAUGUCCAGAUUACCAAGAUUUCCUUCUUCACAUGAGACUGGAUCCUCCGUAAUAGGAGUAUAUGGACAUUCUGUCUGCGUAGGCUCUGUGGAAGUAUAAAUUUCAGUUUCUGUGAGAUUCCUUUCUUCACAUGGGACUAGAUCUUCCUCAAUAUAAGUAGAUGGAUAUUCUGAAGGUUCUGUGGGUGUAAUAAUGCCAGUGUCUGUGAGAUUUCCUUUUUUACACGAAGCUGAAUCCUCCGUGAUAGACGUAUAUGGAUAUUCACAUAAAGCCAAUUCCUCCUUAAUAUGUGUAGAUGGACAUGGUGUCAGCUCUGAGGGUCUAUAUAUGUCAGUUUCUGUGAGAUUUCCUUCUUCACAUGAGACUGGAUCUUCCUUAAUACGAGUAGAUGGAUAUUCUGUCUGUUCUGUGAGUGUAUACAUGGCAGUGUGUGUGAGAUUCUCUUCUUCACAUGAGGUUGGUUCCUCCUUAAUAUGAGUAGAUGGAUAUUCCGUGUUUACUGUGGAUUUUGUUUGGGAACAUUCUUUCAGUGAGUAAAUCUCUCCAUCUGGUAGUUUUCUUUCUUCAUAUAAAGCGGUUUCAGAUUUCACAGAUUCACUUGGUCUCUUACUUAAUUCAUUAAAUGUCACAGAAUUUCCUCCCUGAUCAUCUGCGACUUCACCUUCAGUCACACAAUUUGCUGACAGAACAUGGAUGGGUAAAUCAUCCGUUUCACUUGUGUUUAGAGAGCCAUCUGCUGGAAAGAAAAGAAAUAGAAUUACAAACCUUCCUUUUACCUCUCUCACAUUGUCAGUACUGUAAAUACACUACAAGGUAAAUGAUCCAGGAUGUGAUGGUAAAAUAUUGGUGUUUCAAUGUAACUGGGUAAAUAUAUUCACAAUCAGAAUUUUAUCUACAGUCUAUGACAGGUGUAGUCACCCUUCCGCACUCCAGAUGUUAUGGACUACAUCUCCCAAAAUGAUCUUACAGCUAUAAUGCUUUACUUUGUCUGAGAUGAAUAACUAACAAUACAAGAAAACAAAACAAGUGACUAUAUUUUGUUUAAAUCUGAGGAUAUGUCCGUAGUGUCAAGACACAUGAAGAGUAAGAUGCAUCGUUAAUCACUGUGCCCUUUUGAGUCAAAUAACGUAUCUAUGUCUAUAAAUCUCUCACCACGGGUUUCUUUAAUAGGGUUUCCGAUGGAUACAAUCUAUCUUCACUCACCAUGGGUCAGUGUUUAUUACUUGAUAUAAAUUUUGUAACAGUGCUCUGUGUAAAAAAGACGUUUAAUAGUAUGUGUCAGUCCAAAAUGAAUAGGCCGCUACAACACUAUUGUGGGUAUCACCCCCCCUCAAUAAGGCACGCAGAACAAAAAAUAAAAAGAUACAGCUCCAGCCUCUAAUGCGGAACACUACACAAAUAUGUAAAUACAACAAAUAGGAAAUGUGAGAAAAUAGUCCCCAAGAAAAAAGGAACACGGAGACUAAAUCUCAAACAGUUACCUCCACUAGUAAUUUCAUUCUUCCUUGUAGUACUAGAAUUAAAAACUGAUAUAGUCUUUAUUAGCUUAAAGUAGACCACAUCAGACAUGCAUAGAUAAAUAAGGUAAAUAUGUGGGCGGGGCCUGACACUCAAGGCGGCCGGACAAGCUUUGUAGUAGCUCCGGCUCUCUCACUAUUUUAGGGCUUGAUCGCUUCUGAGUGACGCAGAAAUCACCUUACCUCGCCAGCAGACUGACAGUAUACUUACCGGUACCGUUUGCUGUACAAAUCAACAAGGUCCGAUGGGCUAUUAUCUCGACUCUGAUCUGCGACCUACAGUGCCCGGGGACUGGGGGAAGCAGACGAUCUCCCGGUCAGUACAAUUGGCAAAAGCUUCUCAAUAGCCCCGUUCCCCCCCCCGGUGAGGGAUAUCCCGACCCCCGCUGGAGUGCAGACCUGCUUGCAGUCAUACCAUCAAACGGGGCCCGCAAAGCUAAUACCCUACCACAUGCACACCAAGAUGGCCGCCAGAAAGAGGCCUGCCACGGAACAACCACUCGCAACAGGGGCAAAGAAUGAGGAACGUCUGGCCAAAACCUUCGGGAGAAUCUGGAUGAAAUUCUGGCACUCAAUCGAACUUCGAGCAGCAACUCGUCCUGUUAAAGCAGGGGCCCAGACUGGCCCAACAAGAGACCAAGUGAAGGCAUGGCCUGCUGAGAGAAGCCUAGCAGUCUUGGAGCUGACAUUGCAGAAGAGGAGGAAGCUUCUGGGAAAGGCAUAUGCCCGCCAAGAGCCCGAUCCCGAGGCGGCCCGUCAUUGUCCUAGAUUGUAGCCUAAAAAGUGGCAUCCCCUUAAACGCUGCCUACCUGCUCUGAAGACUGACUCCUAUCCUGAUGGAAAGCAUUCUAGCAGAGGAUUCCAAGCGAAGGGUUGGAUCACAGUCACUGGCUGAACCUGUGAGUUUGCAACACUAGACUAUGCAGGAGCAAGGGUCUGGUGGGGAACCGCGCUAUGGGACUCUAGUUUCUACUCACUUUGGGGCAGAUAUUGUGGGCAUGGGCUAAAUCAGUAUCAUCUCCCUAUUAUCUGUGGUCCAAAGGGCAUUGGCUGAACCACUUUACUAUGAGGGAGCGUUACUUACCUCGACAUGUUUCAUAUAUGCCUCUAUACAUUUUAUAUUCUUUUCCAUUCUCUGACUGACCUAAUAGAAUAUUGAAUUUACUUAUCUACUAUUUGCAUAAUGCAUGAUUAUUACUCGUUUCAUAUAAUUAUCAAAAAUAGAAAAGAAAAAGGGCAGCUCAACUUGACAUAACACUGUUGUAACCAUAUGUCCUUUAUCCUUAUGCAAACAUAUAAUUUGCCAAUGCCUACUCGUGUACAAGCUAAUGCACAUCAAAGAUAAAGAAUGUCAAAAUAAAUAAAUAAGGUAAAUAAAAAAAAUCCCUCUAUACUAUUUACUAUGUUUUUAUGUAGUUGUUCACUUUGUAUACAAUAUAUGGGGGUGGGAGGGGAGGAGUGACCACUAAAGGGGGUGGGGGAAGAGGAGAGACCACUAAAGGGGGGAGAGAGGAGAGACCACUCAAAGGAGGGGAGAGAGACCACUAAAGGGGGCUUAAAGCACUCAGUUGGGGGAAGACCACUAAAGUGGGGGAGCGGGAGAGAACCACUAUGGGGGAGAGAACCACUAAGGGGGCGGAAGAAGAGACCACUGAGGGGGGGGGAGACCACAAGGGGGGUAGGAGAUACCACUAAGGGACAAAGGGCAGGGAAGAGCUCUAAGGACAGAGGGGACAGCUCUAAAGGAGGGGAGGAAAGAGAACACUAAGGGACAGAGGUGUAGGGGAAAACACGAAGGGACAGUGGGGCAGGGGAGUUCACAGGGUGACAAGGGAGAGAACUAAUAGACAGAAGGGGAUGGGAGAGCACUAAGGGUGUAUGUAUAUCUGUGAGUGUCUGUGUAUCUGUGAGUGUCAGUGUGUAUAAUUGCCAUGUUUAAUUGCCGUGUUGGCACAUUGAGGAAAAAAAGUUGGUUUGUAUUGCAGUUUGGCCAUUCAGGCUCAAAAAUGUUCGCCAUCACUGUAAUAGACCCAUAUAAAAGAUUCUUAAUAAAAUAAUUAGGAGAUUUAAAAUAGACUUUAUGAAAUCGUACUUUACUGCCCUUAAAUAAUAUGGACACCGUAGAACAAGUAAGGGCAAGCUGUUCAUAUGAAGAAGCCGGAAAUUACGUUGCGAUACUAGCGCGGUGGAAGGGAAAACCCGGAAGGAGACACCACGAGAUUAACGGAGGACGCCACUCUGGGGCUAUAUAAGCAGAAGAUGCAGAGGAGUUUCUAGCACAUGAAAAAGAUAUUUUUGAGGUCGAAACACGUCUGCUUAGAGACUAUUUGGUACAAGGUUUGAGAUGGCCAGCGGUGAACUUUUUUUUAUACAUUUCAAGAUAUAAUCCUUUUUAAAUUUAUCGCUACAUUGCAUACUUUGGCUUAUCUUCCUGUCCAUAAGUAAUGUUUUCUAUGUAAUAUUAUACUUUUGUUAUAUAUAUUGUUUCAGUAAAUUCAUUGUUAUACAUUGGAUAACCUCUAGAACAGCUGUUAUUCCGUAUAGCCUGUAUAGGCAGCCUUUGGGCUUGAUAUACAGAGCCUGGUCCGGCUCUGCAUUGUGUAUUCAUCUAUAUCAUAAGGAAUCUUGCUGAUUAGGUCUUUUUAAGUAUAUAUUUGUAGGGUGAUCCACUGUGGUGUGUUAUUGGUGCUUUUAUUAUUAAUCGAUAUAUGUCUGAGUGUUGGGGGACACUUUGUACCUUAAUCAAACAUUAGCUAUCCUUAGAAUUGCCUAGACAUUUUCCUUGUGUUUUUCCAAAAGAUGUGUUAGCCACAACUCCUUUCACUGCUGCUUAUUAAGUUCUCCAAAUAUUAUUUUCGUUCUCCAAAUAUCUUUUCUUUUUAGUCCAAGUUCUUUGGAAUGCUAUUUUUGUGAGAAUUUUCAGAAUUGGGGGAACAUUGCUGCCGGCAUUGAGAACCUGGAGCACGUUUACUGCCAUGGUGGAAUGAGUUGUUUGUUUCCCACUGCUUUUGGGACAUUUCGUAUACUCAUUCUCAACCCAUUUUUGGAGACAUGGACUAAAACAUUGCACGCCUGGAACUCGUUGCCAGAUCAGAUUAUAGCCAUAAUGCGGUAAAACAUGCUGUAAUUUGGGUGUGUGUUCUCCUAUCAGGGCGCUAGUUGGACUAACUUUCCAGAGAUAUAUAUUGUGAGGGACAAUGGUCCAUAGAAAAGGGGUUCUGGCUGAUGUUUUGUAUGCUAUGCAGUUUGGACUGUGAGGGCACCAGAGGGAGACGAUUGUGUUAGCUGGGGAUAAUGUAAUUAAAUCCACAGACGGAGGGGUGCCGGGGAUGGAAAACUGUACUGUGCAUUGCUUUGUAUGGAUGUACCCCUACAGGGAAAGUCAGCACUGUUCUGUAUAAAUAGCUGUGUACUGUGCAUUGCUUUGUAUAGAUAUCCCACUGCAGGGAAAGUCAGCACUGUUCUGUAUAAAUAGCUGUGUACUGUGCAUUGCUUUGUAUGGAUGUCCCCCAGCAGGGAAAGUCAGCACUGUUCUGUAUAAAUAGCUGUGUACUGUGCAUUGCUUUGUAUGGAUGCUGCCCUGCAGGGAAAGUCAGCACUGUUCUGUAUAAAUAGCUGUGUACUGUGCAUUGCUUUGUAUGGAUGUACCCCUACAGGGAAAGUCAGCACUGUUCUGAAUAAAUAGCUGUGUACUGUGCAUUGCUUUGUAUGGAUGUCCCCUGCAGGGAAAGUCAGCACUGUUCUGUAUAAAUAGCUGUGUACUGUGCAUUGCUUUGUAUGGAUGUCCCCUACAGGGAAAGUCAGCACUGUUCUGUAUAAAUAGCUGUGUACUGUGCAUUGCUUUGUAUGGAUGUCCCCCUGCAGGGAAAGUCAGCACUGUUCUGUAUAAAUAGCUGUGUACUGUGCAUUGCUUUGUAUGGAUGCCCCCCGCAGGGAAAGUCAGCACUGUUCUGUAUAAAUAGCUGUGUACUGUGCAUUGCUUUGUAUGGAUGCCCCUGCAGGGAAAGUCAGCACUGUUCUGUAUAAAUAGCUGUGUACUGUGCAUUGCUUUGUAUGGAUGUCCCCUGCAGGGAAAGUCAGCACUGUUCUGUAUAAAUAGCUGUGUACUGUGCAUUGCUUUGUAUUGAUGUCCCCUGCAGGGAAAGUCAGCACUGUUCUGUAUAAAUAGCUGUGUACUGUGCAUUGCUUUGUAUGGAUGUCCCCCUGCAGGGAAAGUCAGCACUGUUCUGUAUAAAUAGCUGUGUACUGUGCAUUGCUUUGUAUGGAUGUCCCCCUGCAGGGAAAGUCAGCACUGUUCUGUAUAAAUAGCUGUGUACUGUGCAUUGCUUUGUAUGGAUGUCCCCCUGCAGGGAAAGUCAGCACUGUUCUGUAUAAAUAGCUGUGUACUGUGCAUUGCUUUGUAUGGAUGUCCCCUGCAGGGAAAGUCAGCACUGUUCUGUAUAAAUAGCUGUGUACUGUGCAUUGCUUUGUAUGGAUGUCCCCCUGCAGGGAAAGUCAGCACUGUUCUGUAUAAAUAGCUGUGUACUGUGCAUUGCUUUGUAUGGAUGUCCCCCUGCAGGGAAAGUCAGCACUGUUCUGUAUAAAUAGCUGUGUACUGUGCAUUGCUUUGUAUGGAUGUCCCCUGCAGGGAAAGUCAGCACUGUUCUGUAUAAAUAGCUGUGUACUGUGCAUUGCUUUGUAUGGAUGUCCCCUGCAGGGAAAGUCAGCACUGUUCUGUAUAAAUAGCUGUGUACUGUGCAUUGCUUUGUAUGGAUGUCCCCUGCAGGGAAAGUCAGCACUGUUCUGUAUAAAUAGCUGUGUACUGUGCAUUGCUUUGUAUUGAUGUCCCCUGCAGGGAAAGUCAGCACUGUUCUGUAUAAAUAGCUGUGUACUGUGCAUUGCUUUGUAUGGAUGUCCCCUGCAGGGAAAGUCAGCACUGUUCUGUAUAAAUAGCUGUGUACUGUGCAUUGCUUUGUAUGGAUGUCCCCUGCAGGGAAAGUCAGCACUGUUCUGUAUAAAUAGCUGUGUACUGUGCAUUGCUUUGUAUGGAUGUCCCCUGCAGGGAAAGUCAGCACUGUUCUGUAUAAAUAGCUGUGUGCUGUGCAUUGCUUUGUAUGGAUGUCCCCCUGCAGGGAAAGUGAGCACUGUUCUGUAUAAACACCUGUGUGCUGUGCAUUAAAAUAAUUCUACCCCCUGCAUUCCCAUUUGUCUAAUGUAUUGUGGAAAAGCUGUAGUCUCUGCUUUACAAGGGAGAAGGUCUGAUCUAUAAUCAUUGCAGCCUGGUUCGAUGGAAGAGGCCCUCAGAGACCCCAGUCAAGCAUCAGCAACUGGUUCUAAAGAGCUCCUGAGCGCGAAUAGCAGCUAGGAAGUUGAACUGGUGGCGUACAGAAGCUCUGUCACAUUUAGUUUUAGAGGUGGGAUGGCUACCUAAGUAUUGUGCAAACAUCCAAACUACCACCCCUGCACAUCGUCUGGAACUUAAGGAGAGGGACAAAGCUAGCACCAAUGCAGUGUUGAUAAUGAGGGGGGAGGGACCUACUGUCCUACCCCCCCUCCGGCCCCCACCCCUGGGCGGCGGAUGGGGGCCAUAAAGAUAAUGAGGGGGGAAACCUACUGUCCACCCCCCUCCGGCCCCCACCCGGGUAGGUCCCCCCCCACCCAUUAUCAUUAUGACCCCAACCCGCCGUCCAGGGGUGGGGGCCCGGAGGGGGGGGGUGGGCAGUAGGUCCCCCCCCCCAUUAUCAUUAUGACCCCCACCCACCGCGCAGGGGUGGAGGCCAAUAUUUUUUUCCUUUUUACAGUGAGCAGCCACAGGUAUAGCGAGUAGGGGCAUAUUAUUUACUAAUACUAAGUAACCUUUACUUAGUAUUAGUAAAUGUGGCUGAAAGAUCACUUUAGGUCUUUCAGCCUUUUAGUAGAUAGCUCCCUGAUACUGUGGGAAUUAGAGAGUUAUCUACUAAGCGGCUGCAAGAUGCAGCCACAGCAGGAAUAGGAUAGGAGUUUCAUUCAUUCGAAUGAAAUUGCGAUCCGAAUAAAGUGCCGAAUUGCGUUCUAAAACAAACGAACAUACUGUUCUCAUUCAGUUAGAACGCAAUUCGGCAGUUUCGUGUAAAGAGACAGGAAGCAUCGCGGGAAUACAAAGGAAAAGUGAGAAUUGUGGGAAAAUUGCUCUGACCAGCGGAAAUGAAGCACACUUUGCUCCUCCGCUGGUCAGAAAUGGUCAAGCGUAGGAAUCCCCCAUAAGGCAAAGAGUCCCUACUCUAAGAAAACUAAAGAAGACAGGAAGAAAAGAAGAACAGAUCCUGAGAGAGGGGGAGAAGAGGAAGAGAUUGAGAAAAGGUAAGUUCGGCAUGACAGUGCAGCUUUAAUUUAAACAUUCUGAACAUUUUCAAGCUAGGAAACUGACCUGGUGGAGGUACUCAGUCGGGAAAACGAGAGCAACGUCACAUACAUGCAAUCAGGCUCCGAUUUAAAAUCAAUAAUACAAAAAUACAACAAACUGACACUGUACAUUGAUCUCACGCUAUACUGGGGUUUGAUUACAAUACUGACCUCAUACUGGACACUUGAAGCUAGGGAUUCAAUUACAUAUAUAGUAAUAACACAAGCUGUGUAUAUUAAAAGUGCUUCCUCUUACCCAGUGAGCAGAGAGGCUGGUUAGUGUCCAUCAUUAAGUCAUUGUAAGGUUCCUUGUGUCCUUCUAAAUACUUCCACACCUACAAGGAAAAGUAACAGUGACAUCCUCACACCUAACAGGAUCCUGGCACACAAUGAUGCAGUCACCACCCAGACACAUCCUCACACCUAACAGGAACCUGACACACACAAUGAUACAGUCACCAUCCAGACACAUCCUCACACCUAACAGGAACCUGGCACACACAAUGAUACAGUCACCAUCCAGUCACAUCCUCACACCUAACAGGAACCUGGCACGCACAAUGAUGCAGUCACUAUCCAGACACAUCCUCACACCUAACAGGAACCUGGCACACACAAUGAUACAGUCACCAUCCAGACACAUCCUCACACCUAACAGGAACCUGGCACGCACAAUGAUAGUCACCAUCCAGACACAUCCUCACACCUAACAGGAACCUGACACACACAAUGAUACAGUCACCAUCCAGACACAUCCUCACACCUAACAGGAACCUGGCACACACCUUGAUACAGUCACCAUCCAGACACAUCCUCACACCUAACAGGAACCUGGCACACACAAUGAUACAGUCACCAUCCAGACACAUCCUCACACCUAACAGGAACCUGGCAGACACAAUGAUACAUCCCUUGGUUUUACUCUAUGGUGUCCCAUUCCCAGCAGCCUCACCUCUCCAGUCAGCAGGUGGAUGAUCUGAUUGGUCAGUUUCAGGACCUUCUGGUCAUUGUUUCUCUCAUGUAUCAGUGAGUGAGGUAGAGGCACCGUGCUGGGGCUCUGGGUCCUGCUGGAUCCAUCUGACGCACGAGGGAUUCUGCCCUGUAUUAUGGACUCACCAGAUCUCUUCAUAACAAUGUAAUCCUAUAUAGAGAGAGGCAUUCUAAUCAAUAUUAAUGUACUUAGGGAAGCACCUAAUAAAAAUACACAUCUCUCAGUAAAGGAUAUCUAUGACUUUCAUAUUCCAUCUGUCUAUAAAGGACAAUAUGCAAAUGAAGUAUCCCAGCGACUAUCUUACAAAGCCGGUCACUACAUAGGCUACAUAGAUCAUAUACACACGGUAAAAGGGUUGGCCUUUUCAAUUCAAAUAAAUUCUGUUUUGUCUCGGUGCCCCAACAACACUAUUCCAUAAUCCUUUGUCUCUUGAAGUGCCAGCUGCCUUUUUCCAUAUCCUUCUGCACACUGAGCUCUCUGUGCAGUCUGGUUCACAAUGACCCAUUCACUAUCCGCCUCUGCCCUUCCUGACGAACUCAAUGUCACUCAGUCCUAGUCCUAUGUAUGUUAGAUGAAAACAAUGACUGACAGAAACACAUCCUCAUGGUGUAACCGUGUGUGGUUCCCCUAUUUACCACUAUAAUGUCUUAAAGCAUAGAACUUAGUAGGGCUAACCAUACAGAUAUCUUAGCCAUAAUUUUAUAUAGUGUAAGAGAUCCUCUAUUUAACAUAUAUAAAUAAUUGAGAAUACAAUAUAAAAUAAGGAUUGUCUUGGAAGCAAGAUUGUCUUUUUGGAUAUUUAUUAUAUAAAAAUAUAAAUAUAAAAUCCAUUAUAGCAGAGUUUAUAAGAUUAAAUUACAUGCUUGCAAAUAUCAUUAAUAGGUUAGCAUACCCUUCUGAACAUGUCAUCAUGUCAGCCUCUCUGUCAUUUUAAGAUGGAGCAGCGUCUGUCUCCAAGUCUCUCCCCUGUUUCUUAACAUUUAAAAGUACACCUAUUUAUACCUUAGGUGUCUCAAUUUUAGGGUUACCGUAGUUCAAAUUUGAAAAAGUAACACAUCUUUUACUCUAUUCAAUUUAGAUCCUCCCUUAAUUUGGCAAACAUACAAGGCCAUAACUAAAGGGUGUAUACGUCAUGGAAAUCUUCCUGACUUAUUUCAAGAUGGCAUCUUAAAGUCUGAAUAGGUUAUCUGUUGUUUAUACUAAGUCGUAAGUGCACAGUCGCGGGAGAUUCCCGGAUUUGGGGAAGUUCCAUUAACUUGGGGUUACCACAGUAUAUUGUGUACUAAGAAAGUCGUAGUAUAGCCUUGAAGCUUGUUUAUGCAUUAUUGUUAUUGUAGUUCGUCUGGGACAAAAUGGCGCAAACAUAUUAUGCACUGAGGUUAUUGCUUAAAGAAACAUCUAUGAAAAACAAUAUGUUCCAUUUCUAACACCUUGUCAGUUUGCAAUAUCUCUUAAAGACAAAGUACACAGUUUAAGAAAUACAACAUUUCAUUCUAAAACUUGUAAUAUUUGCAUUUGCUCAUAACAAUGGUAUGGAAUCUACAAGGAAAUAAUUCCAGUCCCAGUUUAGGCCAAUUCAGUACUGAUGGUGACCAGUUUCCAUGGCCAUUAUUAUUCCUGUAUUUCCAUGGGCACAUUGUGACAAACGCUCGUUCCCACGAACGUUUGCCACAAACUCCUGGAGGAGUGUGGAAGCUGAUCCACCAACUAUGGUUCAGGUCUGAGACACUGUUCGGGAGUUACCCUGCCGAGCCACCCCUAGCAGCUUUUCCUGGGUGCCCCUGGUUCAGCCCUUUCCCUUCAUUUGAAGGAAAUUGCUCCACGGUGGCCAUUUGCAUGAACCAAGCACACAAAUGGUCCUCAGCAGUUCUUAGCCACUCCAGCUAUGGAACUAAUUUCGGAAUGAGAACUUCCUGGGUCCCCGGUCACCUCAGCGUUAGUUAGCUGCAAAUGUUAUGGAACGGUUUACGGCAUGAGGUGAUCGUGCGGCUCGCAGACAACUUGCUCUAGCAUUUUGUACCAAUAUGGAACUCGCCAGGAGAGCGCUUUUUGAAGGGAAGGUGCCUGAGACUUAAGGGGAACAAACGCUACCUGAGAGCCAGGUGUAGCACCACGUAUUUUGAACACAGGAGCUUUCGAAAGUUGACUGAAAAGCAGCAAAUGCUCUGGAACUAUUUUGGGCAUAGGAUCACGUGUGCUGCCGGUCAGAACUUUACCAAGGUGGCGUUUCCCCUAAACUACAUGGAUCUGAGCACCUCCCCUAGCGUUAAGCACAAAUUAAGUAAUUAACUCAAGUGCUUUCCCUGGGUGACCAUGUACCUCUGUCUGCGUUCGGGUAUACGAAUGACGGCCAUUUUGUCUACUGAACACAGGCAGCGGUACAUGGUCGAACGCCUGGAACUAAUUUAGGAUACGUGAGUCCACAAACCCAGCCAGAGCUCGUGCCACUGCCUGUCCCACUUCUCGCUCAACAAGACGAACUACCAACUAGGGGGAACAUUCACUACCUAAAAUCCAGGGGAACCGUUUGUCUGUGUUCGUACAGGAACCCACGAAAGCUGACGAGCAGUCACACUCCUUUCUCUGGAACUGAUCUGGGCCAUCGCCUUGUGGCCGGUCGGUCAGAACUUUACCCGAAUGGCAAUUCCAUUCCACCGAACAGAUCUGAGCGCUAUUUGGACAACCUGGCCGCUCAGAUCAGGGCUAUUCGGGAACAUGAAACAUGUGGGGUUCCUAUAAAAUAUGACUAUGUUUUUGUGGUGUUUUAUGUAUGUUUCAUAUAAUUUACUAUAACUGAGAGAUAAUUGAGUUACUCAGUUUGAUUCAAAUAUCUCUCAAUUGGACACCUGGGAGGGGCUUGUGUACUUUUUGGAUGGAGACCCCACGCUGGGAUUAUUUGCAUAAAAGGCUGAGUUUGUGUGGAAUAAAUAAGUAAUACUCCCAGAACUGUGUGUCGUCCAGUUACUGGGGAGGGAUAGAGCUAUUCACAUUUCAGCGCCUUGUUCUUGAGUUACUGUCUUCACGGAUCCAGAAGAGGAAAAGUUCUUGUCAGAACUAACGCUCCGCUACAUUGGUUGGCAGCGUCAGGAUCCAGAGCUCAUGGAGAAACAAGAGCUACAGUCUGGAUAGCAGUACCGAAUGGACCGUGGAUGGAGAUCGAUUAUAAUGUCCUAAAACGGUCUACUCUGAAGAAUCUCCUGGAGGCAAAAGUAAUAGCGUCGAGCAAUAAAAAAAAGGCUACCUUCAUUGCCAGAUAGAUGGAAGAAAACCGAACGUUCUGUAACCCUGAUCCACCAGCAAUGGAGGAAAACGCAUUUCAAAAGGAAAUACGUUUUCGGCUGUCUUAUGGAAAAAACCCUUCAGUGGAAAUACUGACACGAACCAUGUCCGAAGUAAAAGCAUACAUACUGUCCACAACCAAACAAUCAGCAUGAAAGACCCCAAGCAGUAACCGUGAUCCAGGAAAGUAAAGCCAAACUACCGUAUGGGGCACUUAAAGACUAUCUAGAGGCAAAUGAGGGCAUAGAUGCCUUCCUUCAGGACUUUGAGCAGCUGUGCCAUUUACACCAGGUCAGCGAAGGAGAUUGGGUUCCCCUGCUAGCCGGCAGACUGAUGGGAAUAGCCGCUGAGGCAUAUCGGGCAGUCCCGAACAAGGACAUCCGAAACAAUGCCCGGGUCAAGGCUGUGAUACUAGCUGUAACGGAGCUCCCUGUACUCCGACUGAGUACCCUCCGUUGACGGAUGCUCCUAGCACUUCCUGAGGACUCCAAGCACUGCAGCAGACACAACAACCACCGCAGACUCCGCAACCGCCGCAGACUCCGCAACCGCCGUAUCUUGACUGGAGUCUCGCCGUCUUCCUUCCACCCUGGAUCAGCUUCUGUCCUCCAGGACUGCGUGGGAAAGAACUCUUCCUUCCACCCUGUAUGAACCUCCAGCAUCCAGGACUGUGUGGUGAAGACCCCUCCUCCAAGGAGAGCGUGUCAGGAACAAGCUCUUAAAAGAGCUAAGUGACUCAAGCUCAGGGGAGCAUGCAGAGCAUAGCAAUCCCCAGUGUGAUUAUAACAGCUCCCUCCAAUAACGAGACAAGGCUACGUUUAGAGGGAUCAAGAAGAACUGUCAAAACCUUUAUUUCCCUUGGGACCAGCCAAUAGGGUCACCACAAUAACAUUGUUGUGAAACCUCAAUAAAAUCACAAACAGUCAAACCAUAUUAAGCAACACACAGUGACUUAUCACAACACAAUGGCACAUUUUUAAAGGGGUGGGGGGAGACAAUAUUUAACAGUAAAUAUCUCACCUGCCUGCAGAAUUAGCAAUAUGCAAAUCUACCCGAAUAUGCAAAUGAACCAGUCUUGCAAUUCAGGUAGUGCAUACAGAGUGGGCAGACCGGCUACACAGGGCCAUCCUGGGAUGGGUACAAGCCCACCAAGUGAGCACAAUGGAAUGUUACAAUUGGUGCUACUGGAACAAUUUAACAAUGGUCUAUAUCCUGACAUCCAAGAGUGGCUACCGACAAGUGGCUACCGACAAUCAACAGCACCACCGGCAGUCCGUACAGCUACAGGGAAGGGAGGUGCAGGGGCUGUGAGACACCUUAGUACGUAGAAACCUGGUUCCAGAGGCAACCCAGACGGGAAGCUCUGUGGCCGUUCAGGUGGUAGGAGUAGCAGUCUAUCGAAUACCCAUGGCUUGAGUCCAUUUGAAUUAAGGUGAAGGGUUGGGAAUGGUUGAAUUGGGGUUGAUGCAACACUUGCCAUAAGAGGUGCUAUUGGGGAAGGACAGAUACACUAGAGAUUCUCCCCUGGUAUAACGUGUCUGACUUUGGGAGUGAGGUAGUCACAGACCCCACCCUCGAGAUAUAUAUAUAGACCGGGUUGUGCUGUCUAGUCAGGCCGGGUUGGAAGGAGAAAGAUAUUAUGGGACCAGGCUGUGACGGAACGCUGGCACUCCGACCGAGUACCUCCGCCAAUCGAUGCUCCUAGCGCUUGCCGAGGACUCCGAGCACUCCAACCGACAACAUCAGCACUGCGGACCCCACUUCCAGCGAUGCAGCUGCGCCGGGGUCUCGCCGUCUUUCACCCACCCUAAAUCCACGAACAGGAUCCAGCUCCCAGUGGGUGAACUUCUCCUAAAUCCAGAGAGCAUAGCAGGAACAAAUCAAGCUCUUACAAGAGCUUACUCUGGGGAGUAAGUGAUUAUAGCAAUUCCCAGAGUGUAGGUAUCCCUUCCCCCAAGCAUGAGCCAAGGCUUCAAGAAAGGUGCAAGUAGGUCUGCUUUAUUGAGGGCUACCUGCCCGGUAUUUAUGCAAGUGUCCACCAGGUGGACCCUCCCCUAAGGGACCCGAUGGAACAAUGGGACACAUAUUGGAUAUUAGCCAAUCACAGACAAUAUAAACAAAACACUCCCACAGUGAAAUCAUAAUCCCUCCUCUCUAUCCUGGAGAUAAUUGGGAAGUAAUCAAAUUAUCUCCCAGGACAGAGGCAAGACUCCAUUAACCACAUGGUUACAAAAAGACAUAAAAUUACACAAUGUUACAAUUACUACAUAAAACAUAUACAUGCAGCAUAUCCCAGAUAGCUUAGAUCUGAGCGCACCUUAUUACAGAAUGCCGCUCAAAUCACAUACAUACAGUUCAAUCGCCAUGGAGCCAAAGUCGUUACAUGAAUAGGCUCCAUGGCAUAGCUAUCUGGGGUAGCACUACUCACAUACUGAAAGUCCUGAACGCCCCGGCAGAAAUACACAAACCUUUCUGCAGGGUAAAAUACAGCUAUCAGCACAGGGGCCAUAGUCGGAAGGCAGGAGGCUAGCCAGUAGUCCCCUCCAGGCACAAGUGGCGAAGGGCACUUCGUCACACAUCUUCCCUUUGGGGGGAAGACUAAACAGGUACCUGACCUUCUGCCGGUCAGUACCUAGGUUAGUCGGGCAGCCCACCCACAAAGAAAAAUAUGCAGUGGAUGGUAGUGGACUAUGCGACCAGAUACCCAGAGGUGGUGGUGUUGACCAACAACCACGCAGAAAUGGUCACAGAAGCCUUUUUGCGAAUUUUUCCCUCUGGAGAUAGUUUCAGACCAGGGCACCCAAUUUACCGCAGAGGUCACCCACCAGCUCUGGAAGCUCUGCAGCAUUAAGUCGAUUAUGAGCUCCCCCUACUAUCCCCAAAUGAACGACCUGUGCAAACAUUUCAAUGGGACACUGAAACAAAUGUCAGGAUGUUCACAGCCACUAGCAGGGACUGGGAGAGAUUCCUGCCAUACCUCAUGUUUGCAUAUCGGGUGGUGCCACAGGAAUCCACAGGGUUCUCCCCAUUCAAAUUGUUAUUUGGGAGAUGGGUGAGGGGGCCAUUAGACCUAAUUAGAGAACAUUGGAAAGGGAAUGUUAGCCAGGACGGGACCCCCAUAGUCCCAUAUGUGCUGGAGUUCCAUGAACGCCUGGAGGAACUAACCCAAGCUGUGCAAACGGACUUCCAGGCAGCACAGAACUGCCAGCACACAUGGUAAGAUCGGGGAGCCAGGGACCGCAGCUUUCACGUGCAACAUAAAAUUUUAGUCUUACAAACUGUCCGCAAUGAUAAGCUGCAGGCCGCCUGGCAGGGCCCAUACAAGGUGGUAGAGCAGAAAUGCAAUACCACCUAUAUGAUCGGCCGUUGCUCUGUUAAUGGAGAGAGACGCAUGCUCCAUGUGAAGUUCUACCACGAAAGAAUGGAGGACCUGGCGUCGAUCUGUGCUACGGCCUCAGAGGAUUUCGAUAAGUCUGGCGAAUUAGCGGAGGUCCAUUUGGGAGAGCGGCUGAGCCAACAGGAGCGUAGUGGACUUGGAGCCAAAAGGGUGACCUUUUCCAAUGUACCCAGUUCCACUACCCUGGCCACUCACUGAGUAUAAACUCCAUGUCAGUUAGGCAGCCUCCCUACUGAAUCACCGAAUCGGUACGGGAAAGCAUGCAUAAGGAGAUCGAAGAGAUGCUCCGACUGGGGGUGAUGGAGCCAUCCGACAACCCCUGGGCCUCCCCAGUAGUCCUAGUCCCAAAGCGGAACGGUGCAACCCGCUUCUGCGUAGAAACAACAAGACUGUGUCGGAUGCCAAUCCUAUGCCUAUAUACUUUUGUCAGGCUGCAGAGUAAGGCAAUUGUCUCAUUCAAAACCAAACCUAUAAGAAGAGACUGCUAUCUCACAGUGAUAUCCCAUUGAUUCUUGUUUAUUAAAGAUGUGACCAGAAUUUACUUCACAAAUUUCUCUUAUAUUUGAAUACUGAAGGUCUGUUAAAAUAAAAAGGACAAAGUGUGUAGUAGCUGUGACAUUCCCAGAAUCCCUCACCUCUCCAGUCAGCAGGUAGUUGACCUCCAGGGUCAGAUCCAGGAUGAUCUUGGUCAUCUGAUUCCUGUUUGUGUUUGUCAUCAUUAAGCCGAUCAGGUAGCCUGAGAACAGACUCUGGGGUUGUGGACAGGAAAUAGAAUAUUCUGUGACUCUAUAAUUACAGAUAUACAAGAUAUUUAA